This is a messenger RNA of Pelobates cultripes (western spadefoot toad), 53412 nucleotides long. The record is from the annotation of a GenBank genome assembly. NCBI's taxonomy places the organism in Eukaryota, Metazoa, Chordata, Amphibia, Anura, Pelobatidae.
CUGUUCUCCAAAAAUCCCAGGGAGAUGUGUUUCGGCCAAGGUAAAGGUCCCUUUAAUUUAACCUAAUGAGAGUGAUACAUAUUGCGCAAUGUAUAGUAGGGUUACACUGUAUCUGUGUCUUAAGGAAGGAAUGGCCGAAGGAUUGCAACUCUCAUGAUACUUUGUCAGUGUUAAGGCUGGCAAAGCAUCAUAGGAGUUGCAGUUCCACGAGAGCUGGGGAUUUGGUGCCAGGCGGGAGUUCACUGCCCUCUGACAUAGAAAGGGCAAUCAUCAGCAUCUCAAUAAACAUGAGGUCCCCACUGUGCCGGGUACCAUUGCUGCAACUUACAAACUCAGCCUGCCAGAUACUGAGCUUGAUGGGACUUACAGUCCUCAGGAGUCAAUGUAACGACAGAUUUUUUUUGUUUUGUUUUUUUAAAUCAGUUACUUUAUCAAUUGUUCGGCAAUUCUAUAGGCGAAUUAAACAUUUUGCUGUAUCAGAACAACUAUCGAAACUUGAUAUGUUAUUGUCAUAGAUCCUUAUCAUCCCAAAUCAAGAGCUACAAUGUGAGGAUUGACUAAAAUCGAGCCUACGGCAAAGUUCUAAGGAUGGAGCAAUCACCAUGGAAACUGUUGCUGCUUAUUGCACUACUUCCAGAACUUUGCUGCUGCCGAGCAAUUAAAAUGUACCCCCACCACCUCCACACUGGUAGUGUAGUGCCAUGACCUUUUAUCAUAUAGGUAGGCUGACAUAUCUGCACACUGCCGGCAAGAUGGAGAGUUAUGGGGAGGGUAGAGUGCCAAGUUAGCUGUUAUAUAUCAGCACAUAAUAAAGGGCUGGAUAUUAAUGUAUUAUGACUGAGGAUGGGCACAUAUUAUAUAUAUAUAUAUAUAUACAUACAUACAUACAGGUGCUAUUGUAUAGUGCAAUAUAUACCAUUCCCAUAACCCCCGCUACAAUACAGAGUAUCCAGCACCCCCUCUAUACUAUUACACAGAGCAUCCCAUGGAUUCAAUGCAGUACAAAGCAUCCCUAUAUAUGAUGCAGUAAUUUGAGUUAUUCGACCAGAGGGACCCGGAAUUCAUAUUAUUAUCCUUUCUUUACUUUGUGCUCUGGUUUUAGAUCUCUUGUAUACAUAUAUAGCUAUGUGGAGCACAUAAUGUUAAGAUCGUUGAGAUCCUUAGUGUGAAACAUACAUGAGUCAUUGGUACUGUUGACGAUUUAUGUAUAUUAUGUGUGAUAAGUGGAAACUGAAAUGGGUUUUCUGAUUUCUGAACUCUCUGUGUAAGUGUAUAUUGUGGAUGUUACAUUAGCGUGUGUAAAAUCUUAUUUAAAAGAAAUUACAAAGCAAAAUAAAAUAGUCCUAUAGAAUACCGAACUAGUUCUGUGCACUGGAUAUUGCUUAGCGUCACUUAGCGCAUCUGGCUGUGAGUGAGCACGGUGCACGACAGAGAGGGAGCUGCUCUGAGCGAGGGUGACAGUAAAGGUGACAGUGACUGAGCUGCUCUAAGUGAGGGUAGCAGUGAGGAUCUCAGUGGCAGAGCUUCUCUAAGUGAGGGUAGCCGUGAGGAUCUCAGUGACAGUGAAGUUCUCAGUGGCAGAGCUUCUCUAAGUGAGGGUAGCAGUGAGGAUCUCAGUGGCAGAGCUUCUCUAAGUGAGGGUAGCCGUGAGGAUCUCAGUGACAGUGAAGUUCUCCGUGGCAGAGCUUCUCUAAGUGAAGGUAGCAGUGAGGAUCUCAGUGGAAGAGCUUCUCUAAGUGAGGGUAGCAGUGAGGAUAUCAGUGGCUGAGCUGCUCUGAGUAGGGGUGACAGUAAGGAUGACAGCGGCUGAGUUGCUCUGAGCUCUCAGUUCCCUGCUACCCAGUGAUCAGCCCCAGUCUGACAAAUGUCGCCUCACAGUUGGCUCUGAUCAUUGAGGCGCAGAGCCCUGUCAGGGGGCCCGGGGAGGGGGGUUGAACUAUCUGCUUUAGGGUGGAGCUCAGUGAUCGAGAGCUCCCGGUGUGUCUGUACAGUGCCAGAUAUCUGAUCAGCAUACUGUGCGUAUACCUGGGUAAGAGAAAAUACAGCUUCCAGGACAUGCAGAGUGAUGACUGACCACUGCUGUACAGGAUGGGGGAAUUCGUCUCAUCUGUCAGAGUAUCCGAGAGAUCAAAAAAUGUAGAACAAGUCUGGCCAAACAAGAUAGAUACACAAUUACUGCAGAACAAGUGCCAUAAUAACGCUUGGCCAGAUUUAUCUAGGGCUAGUUACGUAUAACUAGUCAACGUUCAGCUAUUUUCCUUUUAAGACGGGCUAAGUAAAUCUAAAUUUAACCUAGUGUAUUCCUGGAUAUAUGUAUGCCUACGUGUGUGUGUGUGUGUAUAUAUAUAUAAUAAAUAAUAAUCUUGUGUUUUUCAUAUAUAUUAGAGAGAGAGAGAGAGAGAGAGAUUUGGUGUUUUGGGUUGUUUACUGCAACCAUCAUGUCAUUCUGAGUUUACAAGUCAGAUCUAUUAAGGGAGCCCAGAUAUGCUGUCACAAACUGUAAGUAAAGUAAAAAAAAAAACUUAGAAUGGUCCCUUAGUUUACAUGGUGACGGCUCCCUGUUCAGUACAUUGCCCCAUGUACACUUUCUGUCAUACCUCUCCUCUACCAAGGUAACAGUGGUAAGUUAAAGAUGAGCAAGUUACAAGUUUGGGGAACAAGGUUAUUACAUAAAAAAAAACAAAAAAACAACACAUUUCUGCUUACCAGAUCACUAUACAUACACACACACAAUGUGUUUUCCUUCAGCACUUCUUUAAAGGGCAUUCUAUGUCAUCUACUAUCUUAGCAAGAAGCAAUAAAGAUAGCUAAUAAUGUUCUGUACAAUGACUCUGCAACACUCUGAGCAGGCAGUGCACUCACCACCAUGUGUUCCUGUUAUGUCCAACUUGUUUUGUUGCAACUACUUGUUUGUUAGUCCACCUAUUGUACAAAGCAGGAACUGUAAUGCUAUAAUACAAAAAUGAUCUCAACGUAUAGAUGUCAACUAUAGACUUAACUCAUAACUUUUACCAUUUUCUCUUCCUACAUUACUCUCUCUCACAGUGAAUCAAGUUUCACUCAGACAAGUCUCUGUCUAAAUACAUAUACACACUAUAGACCAAAAAGUAGAGUGGGAGCCAAACUAGAAUAAGCCAUUAAAAUAUGCCUUCACAAAUCUGAUAGUGGUGUUUGUGGCUUAGGUGUCUGUCUGAAUAGAAGGCUUGCUAUUAACAGGUUGGCCCUACAUGCUAAACAUUGCUUGCAAUCAUAAACCGAAAACAGUAGCCCAACAGGAGGCAUUUACAAUAACACAGACCAGGUCAAAACAAUGCUUUAAACGUGUGAUAUUUCUCUGUCUCCUUAUCAUCAUGAUGGACACAUGAACACAAACUCCAUUUCCAAUCUUUACAAAUCGUUCACAGGGCCAUUUGCCAAAUGAUAAAUGAAUAGUUAGCCACAAAAGACAGUUUAAAGAUUUAUUCUUAAACCUUUUUAAGAACAAAAUGUAAUCUUUUUGAAAGUAUAUAUUUACUUAUUUACUAAAUAACCUCAAUUUAUUUAGGGAUUUGGGCUAGAGCAGAGGUAAUUUUUUUUUAUUUUUUUUUUUUAUUUGCUUGUUUUGUAUGUAUUGACGCUAAUGUGUGCUAUGGUCAUUGUUGCUGCCCAUGAGUAGUGGAAGUUUGAGCGCAGAACUUAUUUUUGUGUGUGUGUAUAUAUGUUAUUUAUUUGUGUGUUUAAAAGAUAUGAUUACAUAUUUGAUAGAGUCUAUCAUAGAAUAAUGAUGGUAUAUUCUGUGUAUACCAACACUACAGCACUACAGACAAUUACAAAAAAUAUUAAAUUGGUCAACUGUGUACAGUUAGUGGGAGAUGGAAUCUCAUGGGGAGACCUAGAACAUGCAAUCAUUAACAUAAAUGUUUGUCCAUUGUUGAGAUUUAAACAAGAAAUGUGGGAUUCAGAAACACUUUCUAGUCAGUAUGCAAAAAUAUCUAUGGGAAACCGGAAAAUGGCAUCUGGAUGGAAAAUGGUGGCAAACAAAUCUGAAAGUUAGGACCUUGACACUGAGGCCUGGCUACUCGUGUUUCUGUGUGGGUGGCUGUAUGUGUCUGUUAGUACAUUCAUUUAUUUCAUAGUUUGCAGUGAGAUCUUUCCACUUUGUAUUGUCUCUCUUGUUGUCUAGAGGGGAGUUGUCACUUUUCAGGAGGUUGCACCAUUUAAUAAAGUUUUGAGUGACAGAAAACAUUGACAAUUUUCAUAAAAUGCUCUGUUUUCUUUUACAUUUAUAUUAAAGACUUAACAAGUUACAUCACAAUCCAGUUCAGACAAGGCAAAGCCAGGGCGAACAUUGCAAAUGCUCUCCUCUUCUCUGUAUGUUUACUCUAUGUUGACUGCUCGGCAAAGAACAGAGGUGUAAAGUUAUAUAUUUACAGUAAAUUUAUCUUUUACACCUCACAAAUAUCCAUUUGUUAAACGGAGACGUAUGCAUAAUAGUGAAAAAUCUGGUAGGUGACAGCAGUGUGCUGAGGGACACAGAAAAGGUUUAGCUGGCAUUUAGGGGCCUGUUGGGAUGGAAUAAGUUAAAGUUAGGUGAAAAUUGUCACAACUCAGUUCAGGUCAAGUUUCAGUUCCUCUUAAGGUAAGAGAACACUUACAAAGUUAUUUACUAGAGUGAGAAUUCAAAGUGAAAACAAGGCAAAUUUCAAAGUUAAGGUCAAAAUUGUGUAUCUAGAAACACUCUGUAAGUCAGCCAUGCUUUCAGUUCAGCUAAUCUGACCUUAUAUUUUAAAUUAACCUUAAAUUCUCCCUGUAAUAAAUAUCCCUCUUGGUAAAAGCUCCAAUUACAAACAAUGGCUAAUUAUCACUUCCCUGUUCUUUACAGAGCAGACUAUUUUCCACUUUGCAUAUAUUUUUAGUCAUAUUAUUGCUGUUUUCUAAAAGUAUAUAAACUGUAAAUCUUAAUUUGAAAUAUUGUCACAGACAUGUCUAGAGUAUACAGGGACUGUUCAGAAAUUAUUAGAGACUUGUAUUCUAACAGGAGGAUAGAUGGGCUGCCAACACACCUGCAUUUUAACAUUUUAGCUUAAACUUGGCAAAUCGAUUCUGAAUUAACUGCAAUUCACAGUUAAGUAAAUAUCCAUGAGGGGAAACAAUAUCAGAUUUGAAAGAGAAAAAAAAUCUCCAACUGGCUAUAAUCCCAGUUUUACUAUUUUAGCAUGAAUUUUGCUGGGUUAAACUAAAGAUGAUUCAAUAGAUAGGUCUGUGUUACCCUUUUUCAAAGGAAAUCGAAAGUUCUUUUAAUAAUUUAUAAAAACUAGGGUUGAUUUUGGCUGGGGCAUAGCCGUGCAGACCUGGUCCUCUACAAACGCUAUAUAGAUGACAGUUUCUUUUCUUUUUUUUUUCUUUUUUCUUCUAUGGAAUGGACAGGUGUCUAAACUUUUUUUUUUUUUAUUCCAUUUCAUUCUAAUACUAUAGGGAUUUCAGUUGCUUAGAAAUAGUCCUUCUAUAGUGGAGAUUUUAAAUUUGGAACUGUAUAUUGAAAAUCUGUUUUAUAUUCAGAACUUCAGAAAAAAAAUAGCUCAUGUAAAUAGUUUUUUUUUCUUCUUUUUUUAUAUAUAUAUAUAUAUAUAUAUUCUAGUUACCACCAUGUUUAAAAAUGUUCCUUAGGAGCAAAUUAAAAGGAUUCAUCAAGAUUGCACUGAAUUUAAAGGUUUUAAAGAACUAGCAUUUAGGUUGAAACAUCGUUUUUUAGGAAAGUAUUCUGAUUUAGCAAUUUUAGAGGAGGCUUUACAAAUUGUUCAGAUGGAGGAGAAAGUUAAACUACUGGAACCUAAAAAGGAUCAAAUGAGUAGGGACCUAUAUGUGCCCAUCAAUAUUUUUUAUUUUAUUUACUUUAACUUUAUUACAAUGUUAAAUCGAAUAACACUAAACGAAUUAGUAGAAAACAUUGGCACGUUCCAUUAGAGGAUUGUGUGGCACAAAAAUCCCAGGUAGUUUUUAAGCCCCUAGUUUAAGGAUCAAAUUUGUACAGAACUCAACUAUGCCUCAUAGAGAUAAUCAUUAUUUGGGGGGACGUAAAGAUUUUUUCCAGGUGUGGCAACUGUCAUAUUUGUAAGGUAGUAGGGGAAAAUAGACACCUUUUGAAUUAAUAGUAACCAAGAAGGUGUAUAAGACUAAUUUUGCAGACAAAUAUGAAUAAAUUGGAUUAAUAUGAUUAAAUGUCAUUACUUGUCCCUGUAAAUGACAAGUUGACCCUGUGGACUUCGGUAGGUGCGUCUAGCAAGGAGAAUUAAAAGUGUGAUUAGGAGAACAUGUUGCUAAUCUAAAGGAGGAAUGAGAAUUAUUCCUUGACGUCUAUUGUAAUGAUGUCCAUGGAGGAAAUCCUAGCGUCUUGAAGAAUUUAGGCAUUCAUUUAUUUUUUUUAUUUUUUACCAUGGGGGUGGAGGGGGUAUUGGCACUAGACCUUUACAAUAAGAUAUGUUGUGGAUUUUUAGUUUGACAUGUCUUGCACCCUUAUGGUUGAAUGAAAAGAUGGAAUAAUUUAUGAGACUAAUUGCAAUAUACAGUCAGAACUAGGUCUUUGUGAAAUUUGCUGUGUUAGUAUGAUUAUUACAUGAGGCAAUAUUCUUGCAUUUAUUUAUUAUUUUGGAUGAGGAUAAUAUUAAGAUUAUCAUUGCAAAACAUCUAUACUGGAAAUACAAUGUUGAAUCCCUUGUAUUAUAUUAUAUUAUAUGUGGGGCAAAAUAAUAGUUUUAGUAGUAAUAUGAAUGUGUACUAAUGUAUAUUCCUUUUUUGUGUUUUUGCAAUAUAUAUCAUUGCUGUUUCUAAUGUAUUGUUAAUUAUGAUUUGUAAUUUAAGUUUUAUUUUGAUUUUCUUCUUUUAAACUUUAAAAAUAUAUAUACUUACACUGAUGAUAUAGAUUAUUGUUUUGUUUUGAUACUCUGCCUUUUUUAAUGGUUUAAGACAUAACCAUGACUUUAAGAACCAAUUUGGUAUGGAGGGUAUUUAUCAGGCCUCACUCUAUCUUAAGAAAGCCCAACUGCAUGAGCGAAAUGCUUUGAAGUAGCACACUAUCUACAUUUGCACUGAGACCAGUACAGAGCUGCUCCCAUUCUGGCACCCUUCCAGUUCAGGACUUCCUAGUCCGAGAUGGAGGUCUAAGAUUUAGACAUUUGUUACGGAGGUGUAACCAGCUAUCUGCUCACAGUGUGUUUGCACAAUGCACGUUUAGUAAGGGUUUUCAUUAUCUUAUAUUGCAUUUACCCAAAUAAACCGUAUUUUGCUAUGCAAUGUUUAUGCUUGCUUAAGGCACCAAAACAGCCUAUAGCUUAAUGGAGUGGUUUCGGUGUAUAUAUCAUGCACUUGCAGUCUGCUCACUUUUCUGCUAUUUAGGAGUUAAAUCACUUUGCUUAUGCAAUCCUAGUCACACCAAUCUGCAUGUGAAUUACAAAGCUUUCCCAAACACUUCCUGUAAAGAGCAAUAUUAUGUUAAAACUUCCUUUACUGCACAGUCUGUUUAGUUUCGAAUUUCGUAUCUCCUGUUAAUAGCCUCCUGUGUGAUUAAAGUUCAAUUUACAGAGCAGGAGAUACAAACCUUUAAGGCAUGCUAACAUCUAAUUGAAAAUGAAACCAUUUUUUCAUGUAGGUUGUUUAAUUCACAGCCAGGGGAGGUGUGGCGAGGGCUACAUAAACCUAAAUAGAAGUGCUCCUAAGUGGCAGAGAAUUUGAGCAGUGAGUCUGCACAGGCAUGACCUAUACACUAAAACUGCUUAAUUGAGCUAAAAUAGUUUUGAUGCUUAUUUAUAGUAUUCAUUUAAGUUAAAAUGGGAAAUAUGAUGGCUGCUUAAUGAACUUCUACUAAGUGAUCGCCUCUGAAAACUGCAAUAUUGUUUCUAUCACCUGAUUGAUAUUACACUGCUUUUGGAGAGAGAGAUUGACAAGCUUUGUUGAAUGAACAUUGUAUAGUUUUUUUUUGAAAUUAUUUAACAUUCAGCUAUUUCAUUUGUUUAUAUAAUCAUAAGGAAGCAUUUGUCCUACUGUUUUUAUAGAAGAUAUACUGCAUGUACAAUGCAUUUUAGUGCUGUAUUUUUAAAACAAUUUCUUAUAUUUUGUGUGCACCUGUAUUUAAGAGGUUUUAUCCUGCAAUAUUUUCGCUAAUGGUUGAAGGUGAUCUCUCUUCCUGUUAUGUACAUGCAGUGCCUAAAGGGAAACUCCAAUUUCAAUAACCAUUACAAUUUAUUGUAGUGGUUAUGGGGCUUGGGAACAAUGGGUGAAUCCCCUCCAUGGUUUUUGUCAGAUUUCAAAUGAUUUUUUUAAAAAGGGUAUGGAGUGUGUAAGUAAUAUAGUAUCCAGAAUUAGAUCUGAGAUCAAGGAGGAGAUAUGGACUUUGAUAUCUUUCAAUAAAUCACAACUAUACCAUAUAUGAAUUAUCGUGCUAGUCUCUUUUUUACAUCUCCAACAUAGGGGUGAAUAUGCUUCAUAUAUUUUAUGUAAUGUAUGUAACUUAGGUACCAUCUGUAUGUAAUCUUUAGAUGUAAUUCUAACAGAUAUAUACAAUGGAUAUUUUUUUUAAAUUGGAUAGUAGCUUGGUACCAUUCGAAAGGGGUAUAAGAUAAAUUGAGAUCCUUUUCCCAUUUGACAAUGGGAGAAUUUUUUUGAGCAUCCAACUUUCGUUCCAACAACUUAGACGAUCUACUAAUUAAACCCUUAGAUCCUAAUCUGUCUAGAAAACCGUAGAUAGAAUGUUAAAAAAUAGGAGGGUGCCCCUGCUACGUAAAACUACCUCUCUGACACUCACACUUUAAUAUCAUGAUUUAUAUGCUUAUCUCUUCAUAUUUUUAAAGUCAUGCGACGUGAAAGACAAUGUGACAAUCCCAAUUUCAGAGAUUUCAGCCUAUCACUGUGAUCCUGGUUGGAUGAAAAUCCUCAAUGCAGAAGUGUGAGAAGGAGAAUGGGUAGUCUCUGUGUUUGGGAGAGGUUUGCCAUGAGCUAAAACUCUCCCUAAGUGGAGUCAUUUGAAAAAUGACACUCCACUCUUUUGUGGAUCUGUGUUUUCUUUUUAUCUUCUCAUAUAUGGCCUGGAUAAGUCUCUCUGUUUGGACUAUAUUGUCUGAGUGUAGGUAUUUUUGGUUGCUGAGAAUACUGUGCAGCUAUGUUCUUCUGCAAGAUAUAAGCCUCCCUUCAAGUCAACUGGAGUAUCCAGCAAGCAAAUGUAUCACCCAAAUGGAAGAAAAAUCAAGAGCUUCAGACACCAGGAGCUAUAUAAAAAGCAAUAUACACUGAACAAAAUUAUAAACGCAGCAUUCUUGUUUUUUUGCCCAAAAGGCCUAUUUCUCUCAAAUAUUGUUCACAAAUCUGUGUUAGUGAGCACUCCUCCUUUGCUGAGAUAAUCCAUCCACCUCACAGGUGUGGCAUAAUAAGAUGCUGAUUAGACAGCAUGAUUAUUGCAAAGGUGUGCCUUAGGCUGGCCACAAUAAAAGGCCACUCUGAAAUGUGCAGUUUUAUCACACAGCACAAUGCCACAGGUGUCGCAAGUUUUGAGGGAGCGUGCAAUUGGCAUGCUGACUGCAGGAAUGUCCACCAGAGCUGUUGCCGUGAAUUGAAUGUUUAUUUCUCUACCAUAAGUAGUCUCCAAAGGCGUUUCAGAGGAUUUGGCAGUACAUCCAACCGGCCUCACAACCGCAGACCACCUGUAACCACACCAGCCCAGGACCUCCACAUCCAGCAUCACUUCCAAGAUUGUCUGAGACCAGGCACCCGGACACCUGCUGCAACAAUCGGUUUGCAUAACCAAGGAAUUUCUGCACAAACUGUAAAAAAACGUCUCAGGGAAGCUCAUCUUCUCAUCGUGGUCUCGACCUGAAUGCUCACAUUCGAUGGCAUCUGGCACUUUGGAGAGGUGUUCUCUUCACGGAUGAAUUUUGGUUUUCACUGUACAGGGCAGAUGGCAGACAGCGUGGGUGAGCGGUUUGCUGAUGUUAACUUUGUGGAUCGAGUGGCCCAUGGUGGCGGUGGGAUUAUGGUAUGGGCAGGCGUAUGGUAUGGACAACAAACACAGGUGCAUUUUAUUGAUGGUAUUUUGAAUGCACAGAGAUACUGUGAUGAGAUCCUGAGGCCCAUUGUUGUGCCAUUCAUCCACGACCAUCACCUCAUAUUGCAGCAUGAUAAUGCCCGCAGUUCCAUGUUGCAAGGAUUUGCACACAAUUUCUGGAAGUUGAAAACAUCCCAGUACUUGCAUGGCCAGGAUACUCACCGGACAUGUCACCCAUUGAGCAUGUUUGGGAUGCUCUGGAUCGGUGUAUACAACAGUGUGUUCCAGGUCCUGCCCAUAUCCAGCAACUUCGCACAGCCAUUGAAGAGGAGUGGACCAACAUUCCAGAAGCCGCAGUCAACAACCUGAUCAAAUCUAUGUGAAGGAGAUGUGAUUCACUGUGUGAGGCAAAUGGUAGUCACACCAGAUACUGACUGGUUUUUGGCCCCCCUCACCCCCAAUACAGUAAAACUGCACAUUUUAGAGUGGCCUUUUAUUUUGGCCAGCCUGAGCCACACCUGUGCAAUAAUCAUGCUGUCUAAUCAGCAUCUUGAUAUGCCACACCUGUGAGGUGGAUGGAUUAUCUCGGCAAAGGAGAAGUGCUCACUAAUACAGAUUUAGACAGCUUUGUGAACAAUAUUUGAGAGAAAUAGGCCUUUUGUGUACGUAGAAAGUCUUAGAUCUUUGAGUUCAGCUCAUGACAAAUGGGGGCAAAACCAAGUAUUGCGUUUAUAAUUUUGUUCAGUGUAGAAGCAGAUUAGAUUGUUUAAUUUUUGUGAAUGAGACACUUUAAAAUUUGCCUUACUUAAAGGGUUUCCCCAAGCACCAUGCCAACUUCAGUUAUUGGAAGUGGUCAUUUAUGGUGCCUAGAAUCUAUAUGUGCAGUGUUUUUGCUUUGAAAUGCUGCACAUACAGAGAUGAACACCUUAAAUCCACCUCCAGCAGCACCAUUUGGCAGCUCAGAACAAAUUUCCAUGCUGGCUAAUGUCUAUUCUGUGCAAAUCUGGAAUCACAUGCUGGCGCCAGACAGCCAAUGAGGCGCCCCACACUCCAUGUCGCCCCUGUCCUCCCUGACAUUCCUUCCCUUCUAUUGAGGGGAAGAGACAUUGGCCAAGGAGGAUGAGGCAAAUGUGGCCUUUGUGAGGGAAAUGUUUAGGCUUUUUAAAAUGUAUUUAUUUUGUUUGGGCAGGACCAGCACUGAAGGUCCAAAACAAAUGUCUUAUGAAAACACAGUUUUUUGGUUGGAGUUACCCUUUUAACGUUUUUUAAAAAAUUUUUGUCCUGACUAUUUUUUGGAUGACUCCAUUUUCAUUGUUUGCUUGCGCCAUGUGCCCCUACCUGACCAUGUAAAGAUUGCGCAUGUAAGGUGCCACCUAACAAUGCGCAUUGUGUGACUGCAUGAACUCAUCUAUUCAUAUCACUGCUUCAUCAUGAAUGAUUUAUUUCUUCCUGUUUAAUAUAUGAAUGCUACCUUGUGGAGCCAUUCAUGAGAAAUUCAUUGGUUGCAGUAAUUGUUGAAAUUCAGUCUUCCCUAGUUCCAACUGGUACUUAAUGUCCUAAAACGUGCAUGAAUCAAAAUAUUGGCUUUGAAGUUAUCUAUAAAUCCUGCACAAGGUCCAUUUCAGUAUUCCUCACAGAAGCGUAUAAACAAUAUUUCUUUGCUGUAUGACUGCAGUAGUGCUGAAUCAGAGCCACUUGAUCUAUGAUUGCAUCAAAUGUGUUAGAGUACCACUGGAGUAAACACAAAUGCCCAGGUGUGCUUGUGUUUUGGGUACCAGUAUACUUCAGCAGCCCCCUAUCACUCUAAGUUUUGCAUUCUACCUGCACAUGGCAUCAUAGGUGAUUGAAAGACCACCAUUCUCAGUCAAGCUCUGAUUAAUGAAAUAAAAAUAAAUAAUAUGCCAAUUUCUUAACCUCUAACCUUUACUUCAAUAAAUAUAACCUAAUCCUGUAUUAACCCAAUAUCUUUAACCCCCAGAAUAACUUUAAAAUUACUCUCAAUAACCCAAACCCAACACUCCAAGCACCAAUAAUCACUAAAGUGUGAUGUAGUUGUUAUGGUACCUUCCAUGUUAGUAGACUACUGAAGUCGUCUAGUAGCAGUGACCUUGGUGUUUUACUCCGGCAAUGUCAAACAUUGCCGUUUUGAUGAUACACUAUAAAGUUUUUUCAUUGCGGGGCUAAACACCACUCGAGUGGCUGUGACCCUGAGGGGUCAAUACCCUAAAAGGUGUUUUACAUCUAUAGUGUCAGGAAUACAUAUUUACAUUUAUGAGAGACUAUUGUGUUCCCUUAACUUCUUAACUGGGGUCCGCCUAGGUGCUAUUGCCUGCCUCCUCUCAGCUCUGUGCUAUAACCACUACAGUUUGGUGUCCUAAAGAUGAUGAACGCCAAGCAUACAAUUAAUAUCUAAUACUCCUUCAACUCGGAGGAUAACCUCUAACUUAAACUACCAGAACUCUUGGCCUACAAGUAAUCACUAAUAGAACUCCCCAUAACCAUUAAUCUACCACUAAUAUCGAAGUUAAACUUCCAUAAUCCUUAUUAUAACCUCACACUUGUUACUCUCUUUAUUUAUAGCCUAAUCCUAAAAUCUAACAUUACCAUGAACCAUCUACAACCUGUUACCUGAAUUUCCUAAACCUCUAACGUGACCCAAACUUUUUUUUUUAUUCAAAUUGGCAAAACCCUUAGACUAUAAUGUAAUCCAAUCUCCCCAUAAUUUAUACCGAACCUUAAUAUGUCAUCCUAGCUCCCAUAACCCCAUGUGUAACCCUAAUAUCAAAUCCUAGUUCCCAUAACACCUAGCGUAACCCUAAUCCUAGCUCCCAUAACCCCUAUCUUAACCCUAAUAUCUAAUCCUAGCUUCCAUAACCCUUAACGUAACCCCAAUAUCUAAUUCUUACUCCCAUAAUAGCUAAUCCUAGCUCCCAUAACCCCUAGCGUAACCCUAAUAUCUAAUCCUAACUCCCAUAAUAGCUAAUCCUAGCUUUCAUAACCCCUAGCGUAACCCUAAUACCUAACCCUAGCUCCCGUAAUCCUAAUACCUAACCCUAGCAUAACCCCAAUAUCUAAUCCAAGCGCCCAUAAUCCAUAGUGUAACCCAAUAUCUAAUCCUAGCUCCCAUAACCCCUAGUGAAACCCAUAUCUAACCCUAGCUCCAAUAAUUCCUAGCGUAACACUAAUAUCUAAUCCUAGCUCCCAUGAUAUCUAAUCCUAGCUCCCCGACAUAGCUAAUCCUAGCUCCCCGACAUAGCUAAUCCUAGCUCCCCGACAUAGCUAAUCCUAGCUCCCCGACAUAGCUAAUCUUAGCUCCCCGACAUAGCUAAUCCUUGCUUCCAUUUCCCCUAGUGUAACCCUAAUCACUCUGAUUAUUGGUAACUCUCUCCCAUAUUAUUGGUCACUCCCAUUAAUGAUGGUAACUGUAUUAGUGUCUCUCCCAUUAAUGAUGGUAACUGUAUUAGUCUCCCUCCCAUAUUAUUGGUAACUGUAUUAGUGUCUCUCCCAUAUUAUUGGUAACUGUAUUAGUGUCUCUCCCAUUAAUAAUGGUAACUGUAUUAGUGUCUCUCCCAUUAAUAAUGGUAACUGUAUGAGUGUCUCUCCCAUUAAUAAUGGUAACUGUAUUAGUGUCUCUCCCAUUAAUGAUGGUAACUGUAUUAGUCUCCCUCCCAUAUUAUUGGUAACUGUAUUAGUGUCUCUCCCAUUAAUAAUGGUAACUGUAUGAGUGUCUCUCCCAUAUUAAUAAUGGUAACUGUAUGAGUGUCUCUCCCAUAUUAAUAAUGGUAACUGUAUGAGUGUCUCUCCCAUUAAUAAUGGUAACUGUAUUAGUGUCUCUCCCAUUAAUGAUGGUAACUGUAUUAGUCUCCCUCCCAUAUUAUUGGUAACUGUAUUAGUGUCUCUCCCAUUAAUAAUGGUAACUGUAUGAGUGUCUCUCCCAUAUUAAUAAUGGUAACUGUAUGAGUGUCUCUCCCAUUAAUAAUGGUAACUGUAUUAGUCUCUCUCCCAUAUUAAUAAUGGUAACUGUAUUAGUCUCUCUCCCAUUAAUGAUGGUAACUGUAUGAGUGUCUCUCCCAUUAAUGAUGGUAACUGUAUGAGUGUCUCUCCCAUUAAUGAUGGUAACUGUAUGAGUGUCUCUCCCAUUAAUGAUGGUAACUGUAUGAGUGUCUCUCCCAUUAAUAAUGGUAACUGUAUGAGUGUCUCUCCCAUAUUAAUGAUGGUAACUGUAUGAGUGUCUCUCCCAUUAAUAAUGGUAACUGUAUUAGUCUCUCUCCCAUAUUAAUAAUGGUAACUGUAUUAGUCUCUCUCCCAUAUUAAUGAUGGUAACUGUAUGAGUGUCUCUCCCAUUAAUAAUGGUAACUGUAUGAGUGUCUCUCCCAUAUUAAUAAUGGUAACUGUAUUAGUGUCUCUCCCAUAUUAAUAAUGGUAACUGUAUUAGUGUCUCUCCCAUUAAUAAUGGUAACUGUAUUAGUGUCUCUCCCAUAUUAAUAAUGGUAACUGUAUUAGUCUCUCUCCCAUAUUAAUAAUGGUAACUGUAUUAGUCUCUCUCCCAUAUUAAUGAUGGUAACUGUAUGAGUUUCUCUCCCAUUAAUAAUGGUAACUGUAUGAGUGUCUCUCCCAUAUUAAUAAUGGUAACUGUAUUAGUGUCUCUCCCAUAUUAAUAAUGGUAACUGUAUUAGUGUCUCUCCCAUAUUAUUGGUAACUGUAUUAGUGUCUCUCCCAUAUUAUUGGUAACUGUAUGAGUGUCUCUCCCAUUAAUAAUGGUAACUGUAUGAGUGUCUCUCCCAUAUUAAUAAUGGUAACUGUAUGAGUGUCUCUCCCAUAUUAAUAAUGGUAACUGUAUUAGUGUCUCUCCCAUAUUAUUGGUAACUGUAUUAGUGUCUCUCCCAUAUUAUUGGUAACUGUAUUAGUGUCUCUCCCAUUAAUAAUGGUAACUGUAUGAGUGUCUCUCCCAUUAAUAAUGGUAACUGUAUGAGUGUCUCUCCCAUAUUAAUAAUGGUAACUGUAUUAGUGUCUCUCCCAUAUUAAUAAUGGUAACUGUAUUAGUGUCUCUCCCAUAUUAUUGGUAACUGUAUUAGUGUCUCUCCCAUAUUAUUGGUAACUGUAUUAGUGUCUCUCCCAUUAAUAAUGGUAACUGUAUGAGUGUCUCUCCCAUAUUAAUAUUGGUAACUGUAUUAGUGUCUCUCCCAUAUUAAUAUUGGUAACUGUAUUAGUGUCUCUCCCAUAUUAAUAUUGGUAACUGUAUUAGUGUCUCUCCCAUAUUAAUAAUGGUAACUGUAUGAGUGUCUCUCCCAUUAAUAAUGGUAACUGUAUGAGUGUCUCUCCCAUAUUAAUGAUGGUAACUGUAUUAGUGUCUCUCCCAUUAAUAAUGGUAACUGUAUUAGUGUCUCUCCCAUUAAUGAUGGUAACUGUAUUAGUGUCUCUCCCAUUAAUAAUGGUAACUGUAUGAGUGUCUCUCCCAUUAAUAAUGGUAACUGUAUUAGUGUCUCUCCCAUAUUAAUAAUGGUAACUGUAUGAGUGUCUCUCCCAUAUUAAUGAUGGUAACUGUAUGAGUGUCUCUCCCAUUAAUGAUGGUAACUGUAUUAGUGUCUCUCCCAUUAAUGAUGGUAACUGUAUGAGUGUCUCUCCCAUAUUAAUGAUGGUAACUGUAUGAGUGUCUCUCCCAUAUUAAUGAUGGUAACUGUAUGAGUGUCUCUCCCAUAUUAAUGAUGGUAACUGUAUGAGUGUCUCUCCCAUAUUAAUGAUGGUAACUGUAUGAGUGUCUCUCCCAUAUUAAUAAUGGUAACUGUAUGAGUGUCUCUCCCAUUAAUGAUGGUAACUGUAUGAGUGUCUCUCCCAUUAAUGAUGGUAACUGUAUGAGUGUCUCUCCCAUAUUAAUGAUGGUAACUGUAUUAGUGUCUCUCCCAUAUUAAUGAUGGUAACUGUAUUAGUGUCUCUCCCAUAUUAAUGAUGGUAACUGUAUGAGUGUCUCUCCCAUAUUAAUGAUGGUAACUGUAUGAGUGUCUCUCCCAUAUUAAUGAUGGUAACUGUAUGAGUGUCUCUCCCAUAUUAAUAAUGGUAACUGUAUGAGUGUCUCUCCCAUUAAUGAUGGUAACUGUAUGAGUGUCUCUCCCAUUAAUGAUGGUAACUGUAUUAGUGUCUCUCCCAUAUUAAUGAUGGUAACUGUAUGAGUGUCUCUCCCAUUAAUAAUGGUAACUGUAUGAGUGUCUCUCCCAUUAAUAAUGGUAACUGUAUGAGUGUCUCUCCCAUUAAUAAUGGUAACUGUAUUAGUGUCUCUCCCAUUAAUAAUGGUAACUGUAUGAGUGUCUCUCCCAUAUUAAUGAUGGUAACUGUAUGAGUGUCUCUCCCAUUAAUAAUGGUAACUGUAUGAGUGUCUCUCCCAUUAAUGAUGGUAACUGUAUGAGUGUCUCUCCCAUUAAUAAUGGUAACUGUAUGAGUGUCUCUCCCAUAUUAAUGAUGGUAACUGUAUGAGUGUCUCUCCCAUUAAUAAUGGUAACUGUAUUAGUGUCUCUCCCAUUAAUGAUGGUAACUGUAUGAGUGUCUCUCCCAUUAAUGAUGGUAACUGUAUGAGUGUCUCUCCCAUAUUAAUGAUGGUAACUGUAUUAGUGUCUCUCCCAUAUUAAUGAUGGUAACUGUAUUAGUGUCUCUCCCAUAUUAAUGAUGGUAACUGUAUGAGUGUCUCUCCCAUAUUAAUGAUGGUAACUGUAUGAGUGUCUCUCCCAUAUUAAUGAUGGUAACUGUAUGAGUGUCUCUCCCAUAUUAAUGAUGGUAACUGUAUGAGUGUCUCUCCCAUAUUAAUGAUGGUAACUGUAUUAGUGUCUCUCCCAUAUUAAUGAUGGUAACUGUAUGAGUGUCUCCCUCCCUCAGCCCUGUUGGAUAACUGACAUUUCCCAUGAUGCUCAGCGAGUCUAUGAAGCAUAGCCGCUUUGAUACCAGCACUGGCCACCAGUAGGAGGGCAGCUCCCAUGAUGCAUUGCUCAGGCACUGUGUGUAUAUAUCAGACUGUGUCCGGGCGCCCCUGGUGCUCAAUGUUGGUAUUGCAGCCAGUGACAGGCGGUCCGGUACCGCCCUCCACCCGGGGCUCCAUAAUAACAGGACCGUCUGUAAACAACCGACCCAGCGGCGAUAAACUACCGCUAUAUAUUAUUUACUUCAAUUCCCCCUCCCCCCCCCGCUUCACAGCGCGUGACACCGCCUCCCUCCCACCCCCCUCCCCACGAAGGACAGGCGCGAGCCUCACUUACGCCGCGAGCCGGGGGGCGGAGCAGAGCGCGGCACGAGAACACGACAAAAACAAAACACAAUCUUUGUAAACAAUCCUGCCUCGCGCGUCUCGUAAAGUACCCGGGGGGCGGGGCCAGCAGACUCAGUAGCUGCCACAUGAAAGGGGGCGUGUCAUAUGUGGAAAAAAAAAAGGGGGGGGGGAUUUCCCGCCCGCUACUGCUUCGGAUUGGCCCUUCCUGUCCCCGUUCACCCUCGCCGGUGACCAAUAGGAAGUAGUGUAGGGGGCGGUCCUGUGACGUCAGCUCGGCUUGCUGCGCUGCCCGUGUCGGUGAGCGGCAUUGUGCACUCGGAGCUCCAGGUGGAAGGCAGCGGUCCGGCUCCCGGCCUGGGAGGAGUUAUUAUUAUUAUUGAUAUUAUUAUUGAUAUUAUUUUCUGGUGCUGUUCCCGGAGUUGUGUACCGGCGGAGCUCACUGUCUGCAGACCUGUUCAAUGCUGGGGAGGGGGAGACCAUGAAUCCCGACCUGUGACUGUAAGUGCUGCUAAUCCUAGCCGGUGUCUGCUGCUGCUGUUCUUGUUGUUGUUGUUAUGGCUGUGCAUGGUGUCAGCUCCGCUGUCUGGGGCUGGCUGCAAUCCGAGCUGGCCAAAUAGGAACUUCUCACACACUUUAUGGAAGAACUACAACUCCCAGACUACUCUGCCGUCCUUCAAACUGGCAAAGCAUCGUGGGAGUUGUAGUUCAGUACCAGAUGGGGGAUCCCCCUCUAUGGCCACUCCUGUUCUAUAUUACUAAAGGCUAAGCACAGGCAUCCAGCUCCUUCUUUUAUCCAUGGUGUGUCUGAGGAUAAUGGGAAAUGCAGUCCAUAACCACUGCAGUACAGAGUCAUAGCCAGCACUAUAGACUAUAAUGCCCAUCAGCCAUACAGAAGACUAGCAUCCUUGUACAUGGAGGAUAAUCCCAGGUCACCAGAAUAAUAUUGAAUUUCCUGCUUAGUCAGUGGUGAAUUGAUACUUUUUAAUAUUCCUGAAGACUCUCCAGUCUUUAAAUAUUGAUUGCCCCUGGUAUUAGAAUCAGGCAGGGGGGGCUAUGGUCAGUAAAUGCCAUUACUGGUUUCCCUGGGGUGAGAGGCUAAUGCAGGACACAGAGUGGAUGAGGUUAAGAUGUCUGCUAGGGCUCUUUGGAAGUGAAGGAAUCUCCUUGUUUGCAGACAGCCUGGCUCUAACAGUAGAGGGACCCUUUCUGCUUCUUGUUAAAAAAGCUUCUUCAUCCUUGCUGUUUCAUACACUACAAAUGACAGCUUGAUGUUAUGAAGUUUCAAGCCAACAAAAGCCAUGAUCUGCAUGGAGCAGCAACAAAAACACAGUUUUUAACCCUGCUUUAGUACAGUCCUCUUAGCUACAGUGUAAAACUUGUUGCCAUUAUUUUCUGUUCUAAAAAUGUAAUUUUGAGGUUACCUGGAUGAAGAAUAUUUUUCAUGUACUGCUAAUAAGGACUAUAUUUUAUAAGUGGUUUAGAAUAUGUAUCACUCUGCCAAAUGAUUUCGGUGUCACUUUAUUUUUAUUACAUAAAGCACAUUUAUGAUUGCAGGAUCAGUAGAAUCUGGUGCAUUUUAGUAAUUUAUGAGUGAAAAAAAUGUUGGUUUGUCAAAUUUAUAUCUCAUGGUCUUCUUCUUAGUAAGUAUUUUAGACGCUUUGCAUCAAGGGAGAUGUAGUUCAUCAAGAUUUGGAGUGCCAAAGUUGCAUAAAGUUUUGUUUGAACAUUGAGUCUUAUAUUACUUUACAAAUGAGCAAUAGUACAACUUCUAAUUAUAUACAUAACAUUUGCUAUAGAUUACAUAUUGCCUUAACACUGAACAGGGCUCUCAUAACAAGAAACCUUUCCCUGAACCUGGUCCUGAUGGGGUUAAAUAAACUGGGUUUGAGAUGAGUGGUUCAUUUUAUUUACAAUUAUUAUUAUUAUUUUUUUUAACAAGUGUUAUGUGCUGUUUGAAAUUCUGUUGCUCAGCCAAUUUUUUGUCAAAAUUUCCUUAAUUAAAAAAAUGAUCCUGGCACAAGACUAGCUUUUAUUAUUCAGUGUUGGCACAGUCUGCACAGUGUGUCUACAGCUGUUAACCCCAUGUUUGUAGUAGUGCCCUCUGUAAAUCCAUACAGCAGUGAAAGGGUAAACUGUUCCUUUCCCUCCCCAUAGGGAAGCUUUUUCACUCUACUAUAAACCUAUUGUGACGCACUUACUACAACUGUUACCCUUGCCAAGCCUCUGUCAGACUUGCUUCGCUCAGCACUUUAACAAGAGAACAAUAGGGCUGGGAUAAGGAGUCCUGCCAAAUACAGAUACAGCAGAAAAUCAGUGCAGUCACUAAAACUACCGCAGACGCUGUUCACUUUUCAGCACCACUGAUCAGCCCUCUCUCCUGUUAUGACCUGGAAAAUGAACCUGCUAGUAUUUCUCCACAGCUGAUGCAUCUCUUUUUAUAAGACACUAACUUGAUCACUUAAUCCAAAACUUAUAGUAAUGUGAGGAGGCGAAACCCAUCCAAGCAAAACACCCACAACUUUUCUCUAGGGCCUAAUAUGCAUGUAUUAUUAUUUUUUUUUACACACAAACAAAACCGUUGACUGCCCAAAAGUUAGUCUAUUAUUGGAAGUUACUUGAGUUUUUUUUUUUUUUUGUAUAUUCACAUAGUUAAACUGUAAGUUUUCUAAUUACUAGGCCAUUGAAUCUAAGUAAAAACCCAACAACUGAUUAUUGUUUUUUUUUUUUUUGGAGAAACUUACUAAAAGGAAAAAAAAUAAAUUUAUAUAUAUAUCUCUCUAUCUCUAUCUCUAUCUAUCCGUCACAGAAAACCACUAUUACAUAGUGGGUGGGUUUAUGUGAAAAAAUAAUGUACAUCCAAUUUACACCAACCCUCUAAUACCUAACCCUAAUGCAUGGUGAUGAGACAAUGUAGAUUACGAGCUGAUUGUGAUUUUAUUUCUUGUGUAGAUGGUUGUGGGCUGCCUAUCCAAAUUGUCAAACAUUUUGUUUAUUACCUUAAAUGACUUGAUGAUUAUUGUACGUUUAGCAAAGCGUUAGUUUAGUUAUUUCUAUUUAAAGAAUAUUUUUUUUUGUCUGUCAUGAGAUUAAUCAACAAAACUAGACUAAUCUGGGAAUUGGAGUUAAAAAAUAAAAUAAAAAUUUAAGCUGUACUAGAUUGAGAACGGGUCAGGUGGAUGGAUUAUCUGAUGUCCUCCUGAUUUUUGUCUCCCCCCACCUUUUGUUUGCUUAAAUACUUUUUACAUGUUUCGAUUGGGCUCAUCUCAUAUAUACAUUAGUUUCUUUAAUGUCCAUUUUAUACUUGUAUCUAGAGUCCUACGAAAGUAUGAUAUAGCAGUUGAUGAAUUUCGUUAGACGUGAGGGUUUUAGAAUGCUUUUGUCGGGGAAAAUUCGACACAACUUGAGGUCCAGAUCUUAUCUGGAACAUCGAGAAUCCCUCUAGAACUUUCACUACUAAUGAGAUGAUUUAUAAAAAGCUUUCAGUGGCUUUUAGAUGACUAAAAAAUGCAUUCACAAUAGUGCACAGAGUGUUUCGGGUAAGCCGUUCCGUCCACCGCAUAGCUUGUGUUACAGAAAGGUGCAGUCCCUUUUCACAGGCAAACAAAUAAUUUCUUGUUGCAAAUUAAUUUUUUUGGCUUUUUAAUUAUGUCCUUUUGGAUCAUGUACAACAGGUUUUUAUUUUCAGUAACUGCUGUUUGAAGAAGUAUCCUUUUCCAGCUUUUCAAAACUUCUCUAGUUAAAGAGGAACUGUUGUCUCUGGGAUUUAUGCAUUACUUAAUAGCUGGGUUUUGCGUAUUCGUUCUUUAAUUCGUUAUAAUUUCAUCAAAUUGAAGACUGUUAAACCCCAGUCUGGCAUACAGAGCCGAUCUUAUGCUAUCUAAUAUUGUGUGGCAUGCACCAGAGUGGAAUCAUGCAUGAUUUGGGCAUCAUGGAUGCAAGAAAGAAAUGUAAAUUGGAAUUACUGCAAUGCUUGGUAAACCGUGGUAGAGAACUGCAGCAUCCAAAUUGUAAUAGUAGAAUUGAAGAAAGAAACGCCAAAAAAACAUUUUUUGGCCUAGAACAGGGCUUGAAAAUUUGUAUUGAAAUCUAGGAGACUGAUUUUUCAAAGUCAAAAAUACAAUUCUUAAAGGGACACUCUAGUCACCAGAACCUCUACAGCUUAAUGUAGUUCUUCUGAAGUCUAUAUCCUGUUCCUGCAUGCUUUUCAAUGUAAACACUGACUUUUCAGACAAAAGGAAGUGGUGCUAGAGGUGCUUCCUAGGUCAGUGUUGCACGGUGUGUAGCACCUACGUUAAUGCCCUUCAUAGGAAUGCAUUGAUUCAGUGCGUCUCUAUGAGAAGUUGAUUGGCACAGUGUUGUGUUUUGCCACGCGUGCAGAAUAAUCACCAAUGCUUUACUAUGAGGAAGCAUUGGAUUGGCUAAGAUCAUCAAGAUUGAUGCCAGCAACUGUGUCACCUGUACGGCAGGGAAAAAAAGGUGAGAAAGAACACCAUUCCCAUGUGAUUGGAGGGGGCAGGUCGCCUAAACAUACACACUUACUGAUUUGAUACACACUCACUGACAAACGCACAGAAACUUAUACUGCAACACUUACUCAUAAAUUAUUAUUAUUAUUAUUUUUUUUUAAAUCGAAAUCCAUCCAGCCUCCGUACCUUUUGGAGAGCUGGAGUGGAUCAGCUUUUCGUAGGGCUGCUGCAAUCUCCCUCUGCUCUGCCCCCUAGAGUGCUGUUUAGUGAUGUGGGGCCGGACUAACGUGAUAAUAUGGUUCCCGGCAUCACUGGAGGGAGCAGAGCAGGGAGAUUACAGCACCCUCAAUUGACACAACCCUAGCAGCCUCCAUAAGCCGACUGCCCUUCUCCAAUCUUUGGUAAACGGUCACCUUGGGCUGAACGGGCUCACAAAUCCCAGAUUGCUAGUACAAAUAUCAUGGUCGCCAUAGGAACCCAGCGCCUGGGAUUUGACAAGUUUUUAUUUUUUGUGUUCCUGUCUUCAAUAAACCUAUAUGAUGCACCUACCCUGUUAAACAUGUGGAUUGUAAUGGACAGAUAAUGGUGCCAACAUGCUGAAGGAUUUUGGAGAUCUAUAUUUUUUUUUUUUUUUUUUUUCACACAUGCCUCUGCUGCACAGCUUUAUAGUAGGAAACAUCUCAAUAAAUGGUGACAUCUCCUCUUCAAAUGCCACACAAAUUGGCUAGCAAGAUUUAAAUGGGGGUCAACUCAAGGUUGGUGUCCCUUUAAGUGAACUUGGAUAAUGUGUUUAAGAUAAGGACACAUAUUAAAUUUUUAUAUAUAUAUAUAUAUAUAUAUAUAUAUAUAUAUAUAUAUAUAUAUAUAUAUAUAUAUAUAUAUAUAUAUAUAUACUUUUUUGGUGUUGGCAAUAAAUCCACAGGAUUUGCAGCUUGCUACCUGGGACUGCAGUUCCAUUGUUUAACGGAGUGCUGAGCACCUUAAACCUCUUUGCACUCUACUGCAAUAUGCUUACAUACGGCUCUAUUUAUGGAAACCGUGAAAAGAUCUACAGAUGCAGCCUUAAGGAAGAUUUUUUUUUUUUUUUGUAUAAAUAAAACACAGAACUCGGACAUCAGCCUGGGACCUUCUUACACCAUAAACCGUGACAGUGGGCUUAAGAUGUCGGUUCUUGUUCCCUUCUACACGUUGUUCCAGUUUUUGUUAAAUAAAUACUGCUUAUACCACAAGCACUGCAACUUGCUGUGAUGGUUCUAAUGCUCUGGUUGCUCAUCCCCCAUUGUAACUAGUCAAAUCAUUUUAAAAUGGUUUUCCUUCUUACAUGGGGUGCGACAGAAAUAGCUGCCUGUCUCUACUACAUUUGACAGAUUGCUAGAAGCUUUUACCUUUCCAUUGUUUCUUGUUGAGGUGGGGAGCAGACUCCAGGUAAGAAGUCAAACCGUUCCUAAAUGGUUUGGACACUUGCAUUGGGGGUGCCAGGGCACUCCUGCCACCAUAAAAACUGCAGCAUGCAUUAGUAGUUAUGGUGCUUGGAGUGUUCCUCUAAUCAAUACUCUGGCUUUUGUCAGGACGUCGGUAGGUGGGAGAAUCAAACUCUGAUUUUUAUUUAUUCUAGUCUUGUAUUAAGUUAUUUUGUUCUAUAUAUUGCAAUAUCUCUGCACAGCUGACUCUUUAAUGAAUCAGCCUUUACUUGUUAAUGCUGUUUGGGCUACAGACUGGUUUUUGCUGUCCAAGAUAAACUUCACUACAAUUGUCCAAACUACAUCAUAUAUGGAUUUAUUUCCUACUGGGUCAUAUUAGUUUUUUUUUCCUAAUUGCUUUCUGUAUGUAUUUUUGCAUUAAUAGAGAAUUAAUUGAGGCAUUUUAGCCCUCUCCCUUGGAAUUGUAUCUGGCAAAAAAUGUUUCUUUAAUGGCAGUAACUGCUUAUUCUCAUACAUGAAGAAUUCAUUUGUCCCGGACUCACAAUAUCCCUGCAGAAGUGUUAGUUGUUUAUUUUUUAAAAUAAAUUUGGCGUUUUUUUUUUUUUUUUUUCUUGUAUUGGUUUUGGCCUCUACAUUCUACACUGAACCGAACAGACCCCUCCCCCUCCCUUCCUAUUGUGGUUUGGGCCAAUAUGGUACAGGAAGUUUAUUUUUUAUUUUUUUUAAUUCUUAUGCUUGCUAGAGAGUCCAACAGUGCAGAUGUUGCAGCCAAAUUCGGUAAAACAGCAAGUUUUUUAAAAAAUAUUCUUUUUUAACAUGUUGUGGUUAUUUCAAAGGUUCUAUGUCUGAACAUGUCCUUUUUUCUUUACCUUGCAGAAAUAAGAAGACCAAAUGGCCAAACAACCAUCAGUGUUGAGCCCGGGCAGUGAUAGCGGAGAUAGUGACCAGUUACAGCCGACCAGUAGACCUCCAUAUCGCCCCCUUAGAAGAGGGGCCCCAACCUCCCUCACCAGCCCUACUCAAGGUAAUUUUUCUGAUGAGGGGGGAAGCUCCUCUGCCAGCACUCCUUGGGGUACAUCUGUACCGCCAUAUAGUCCCAGUUCAUUCGCCAACAGAUCCCCGCAUUGCAUGCUGGUGAAAAGAACAUCGCUCGUCUCCAAGUCCUCCAGCGGUUAUUUCUCAUUUGAAGUGAGCCCUGCACCUGUGAGUUGCGAUAAAGCCACUCAAACUCCAAGUCCGCCUUGUCAGGCAGUCAACCACCUUUUGUCCGCAAUGGGUAAGCAAGAUUUGGUGACCUUUUAUUUACCAGAAAAAUGGGUAAUGUAUGAACAACACACGAAGCUCGGUAUUUGAAAGGUUGCUCUUUUGGUGUAACUGUUCAGAGAGGAUUUAACUCCUACUACAUACACAAUGUACAAAACUCUUUUCUAGAGUUAUAAGGAAGUAGUUAAUUUUUUUUUUUUUUUUUUUUUGUCACACAAGAUGUUUAAGUCCUCCAAAAAAAUUAAACCUUUUUAACCCCCUGGUUUCCCAUGUUCAAAAAUUGUUCAACUUACCCAUACACACUGACCACCACCUUUCAGAUAUAUUUGCCAAAGUGACAAUUCAAAAUAGAUUACACAUGUAAGACCAGAGUAGCUGAUCUGAAAGCAUGUCAGACUUGGGUAAUUGUUCCAUUUCAGCUAUUUUGAACUUAAAUUACAUGUUGGCAAGUAACCCUGUAUAAAUAACACUUGUGAGAGUGAAUGGGAACUGUACUGUUUAUUAUGUUUCAGUGAAUUUACAGUGUCUGUUAAAAUUGCUACAGGAAUAAUACUUUUACAGUGAUGAUUAAGUGAUCACAGGUGUCCACUAGAUCUCGUAGAAUUAGAGCACAGCAAACGGCAGAUUCUGUGAGAAUCUUAGCUGGUUCUAAGACACUGAGAAGACCAUAACCCCUGCAGAAGAGGAAGAAUGGAAGUAUUUUCUGCAUUGCUAUCUUAAAGGAUCACUCUAUGCACCAUCACCACUACCGCUCAUCGUUUCCUUUUUAAGUUUUAAUUGGAGUAUGCUGGGUGCUGCUACCUGCCUCCACUGCUAAUGCCAGAGAGCUGGAACUUCCAUUGGCUCUCCUGAGAUCAGCCCUGUAGAGCAUGAUUUGGCUCAUUGACUGAGAGUGAUCAGGAAACGCUCUCCUGCUUAGGAACUUCCGGCUCUCUGGCUUUAGUAGUGGAAGUGGGUAGAGGCGUCCAGUAGAUCCCCAGGUAAGAUGUCAGACCAUUCAAAAAUUGUUUGACUAUUUACAAUGGAGAGGUGUCCGGUCACUCCUGGCACCGUAAUUACUACAGAGCUGUAGUGGUUGUGGUGCUUGUAGUGUCCUUUAAAGUAUUUUAUUGAUCAUGCAAUCAGAAUUGGGGGGAGGGGGGUAUUUUUAUGUUUGAAACCUGGCUUAGAGUUAUGUAGCCUUGCAGUAAGUAAGUUCUUUUGGGACCUGCGAGUCCUGUCUUAUUUAGCUUUAUUCUUUGAUUUUUGGGUCUUGCAAGACCAGGCACACUGAGCAAACCUAGGGACCUGUGUCCCCCAUCGUGUUCAAUUUUGAGAAAUUUAUAUGGAGUGCCUUCUACAACUGAAAUUACAUUAUCAUGGCAUUAGCAUUGUAUUCGUUAAUAAUCCGCUCAUGGGCAGAUCCCUCUUUACAUUUUAUCUUUUCCCCCAAUUGUAAAGUGCUACAAAACUUUGUUGGUGUUUUGUAAAUGCCAGUAAUAGUAUAAAUCUGGCCCUUUAGAGACCGUAUCCUCACAUGUUGCCCUUUACAUUUGUCAGCCUGGUUUUGUAGGCAUGUUAAAUAUACAUGGAUUUCCAUAUUUUGAUAACCUGUAAUAUGUCAAUGAUCUCUAACUGGUAUAUGAACAACUAAUGAAAAUUUGCCAUAGCUACACGUGUUUAUGUAGGAAGAUCUUAAAAAACCUCCAGUCCAACUAUUUUCAGUAAUAUUAUGUAAAAUAUAUGCAAAAAAAUAGAGCCCGUUGUUGUCUGGUGGAGAUAUAGAAUAUUCACGAUACUAAAACAUCCUCCCUAAUGUUUUGGGAGGACUAGGAAGUUAUUCUUUACCUUGGUGAUUUUAAUCUCUAGUCUAAUUUGUCUUGGAUUGGUCUAAGCGACAAAUGUCCUUGCACCGCUUUAAAAUGAAUCCAGUUCAAACAACUAAUUAAAAUAAACAGAACACUACUACAGGUAUAGAUGGCGAGCUCAGUGCUGGCAUACAUUAGGUAAAUUAUUGUAAUUGUUUUGAACCACUUCCCAGUCUAAACAGUGCUCACUGCAGAAGCUGCAGAUUCUGUGGUUUGCAGCAGAAAUUUGAAAUAUAUGUGUGUGUGAGAGAGAGAGAGACAUGGCUUGCCUUUUAAUUUAACCCACUAUUGGAGUACAGAGAAGAAGUAAUGUUGAGACCCACUGGUUUGGGUGCCCAGCAGCUGUAAGUCUAAUUCUUGUUUGGUAUGUAACUCAUGUUUCCAGUUAAAAGCCCUGUAUUUAUUAAGACUAUACAAACGAGAUUGACCUGUAAUUUCCUUCUAUUUCAUUUUGAAUUUGUUUCUAAGCACCCCUUCACCUACUGGAGCAGACUUCAUAUGACGAUUAAAGUGAUUGCUAUCGCCAUCUAAUUGUUCUUCAUCCUGUUUGUUUCCUUAUGAAAUCUUGUGUUUUCUAAGUUGCUGUGCUUCUGUUGGUUCUUUCCUGCCCAAAGGGCCUUCAUUUAUUUAAGAUUAACCUUCGCAGACUUCGCAUAUCCAUGUUCUUUUGCUGUGAUGGGACAGACGUUUGUUUUGUUUGGAAGGGACUUAAGGCUGCAAAAACUGGCUGGAUUAUUCUUCAUAAAGAAAUGUGGCCUUGUGAUUGGUAUUGUCUUAGCAAGUCCUCUCAAAUACACAUUUUACAAUUGAUUAAUUAAUUAAUCUAACAUUUUGUAAGAAAGUGAAUUUGUAGAAAGUUUGAUUUUGUUUAUUUUUUUUUUAUAUAUAUAUAUUUUUUUUUAUUCUUAUUCCUCAAAGUAUCAUUUGAGUUUCUCUAGUACUGGAGAAGGCAGUGUCAUGUCAAUGCUGAAUAUGAAGUGUUUGUGACAGCCAAUUAGUGCCCAAUUUUCAUUUCAGGCAGCGUACAUGAUGCUGCUUACAUCGUAAUGAAUAACUGGCAACAGACAACUCAUUUUGGCGCAGGAUCAAGUAAAUGCUGGCUUGCACUAGCUUUCCUUUUAAACUACACAACUGGCAAUAGAGUAUACAUACUAAUUACCUGAACUGCUCCCACCCCUUCAAAAAACCAAAAUCUGCUGUAUUUGUUGCCAUGAUUUGGAUAUGUAUUGCUACAUAGGAUAUUAAAAUAAUGCUUAAAUCCUUUAUCAUUUGUCCAGUACAAUACUGUUUUAUGUAUGUUAUGCUAUCUAGUUAAAUCACAGUUUAACAGGUUCAUGUUUCAUAUACCGCAGGUUUAUCCCAGCAUGCAUUGGCCAUACUUUUGCUGGGCAGGAACCAAAUUUAUUUUAUACCUGUACCCAAUGAUUGACAAAUGUUUGUUAAAUUUAGUAGGUUUUUAUUUUUUACCCGUUAUUUGGGUAUAUGAACUGUUUUUCUAUUUAUUUAUUUAUUUAUUUUUUUAAUUACAUUUGUACAAUAAAUAAAAUAAAAAAAUGUAUCGGGGGAAAUUUCUGUAGGUUAAUAUAUUCCAUCUUAACUUGUUAUGGCUGACGUACAUUAUUUGUAUGUAGAUUUGAAUAAUUAUUAUUAUUAUUAUUAUUAUAAAUAUAUAUAUAUAAUUUUUUUUUUUUUUUUCUCACUUAAUAAAGCUUUAAUUGAACAAACAAUUAAAAGUCCCUCCUAAUGCGGUGAAUCGGUGAAAUAUUUUUUUGUCCUGAUUGCUGUAUAUAAUCACUGGUAUUGUGCUCUGGCAGUCUGUACCGUUUGUCUCCUUAAAGUCAUGGUAAAUAAUACAAAUUUACGGCCUUGGGUGCCUUCCAUUAAACGUUGAUAACCUUAUUUGUUACAGACAGGAGUUGUGUCUGCAGCUGUGCAUUGCUCAGUAAUGUGCCCCGACCAAAUGCCUCUGGCAGAACAUUACAAAUUUGUACCUUUUCAUUCUAUUGCGCAACCGGCUGGGUGAAUGUUUACUGAUUUUAGGCCUUGUGACUCAGUGUAUUUUUACCCUCUUAAACACAAUAGUGCUAUGUCUACCAUUAAUCUUAAUGAAGGGUUUACCAAAUAACUGCUUCACAUUGUAUGCCUUAGACCAGGAAUGAAUAUUGGCCAACAAACUUCGUACCCCUUUCUAUUCUAAUUGAGUCUUCUCAGUUAUCAAGCCCUCUGGACCAUGUCUUAUGUGCGUGUAACUGUACUGCAUUAUCUUUUUGCUCUGUUUGUUUGAUAUACUCUGUCUAGUGGGCCAGCUCAUGGUUUGAUACUGUUGUACUUGAUAGAGCGAGCUUAAAUAUUGAUUUCAGUUUGAGAAACAAAAUGUUCAGAACUUUAGCUUGUGAUCAUAGAUCCUAACCCUCUCUCCCUGCUCCCACUCCCCAAAUAAGUCCACUUGUCAAACUAUAUUUUGUAAUAUCCUGAAAUUGGCAAUCUAGGAUUUGUUGGUGUAAACCGUUGAAUUUUUUUUAAAUUUUUUUUUUAUUGUACUGGUGGAGGAGGGGAGGUGGAGGAGGAGGAGAAGUGUGUGUGUUAAAACUGGUAAAAGUGAAGAUAAAAAUAGAACUCUGUGACCAGUGGGAAUAACUGCGAGGCUGUGGGAGGUGCUACAGCUUGGUAACUUUAAGGAAAAGCGUGCUCAUUGUUUUCCCAGUUCGAUAAACUGCUUACUUGACAAAAGAGAAGCAAUGUAAACAAAGGCAGUCUUUGGUUUUAAAACUUACACAGUCUGUGUUCAGAGUGAACUGAAGGAGAGGGCAGACACCUCUUCAGCACUUCCUGCUUUCACCCCAGGCUCCUGCUCUGCUGUCUCACUCGUUGACAUACGGGUACAUUCAUUGGGGGCUCUCCGAGAAACCCAGAGCAGCAUGCAUGUUGUUAACAUUGGCUAAUCACCUGUCUGUGCUGCUUUGAGAUGUGCUUCAUUCACACCCUGACAUACAGAUGUAGGAGAGCUCCUUGGUCCCUUUGUUUAUAACAUACUUUGUGUAGUUUAAAAAAAUUAAAAUAAAAUAUAAAUCUCUAACUCCUAUAGCAGUCAAUUUGCCUGGGGGCCACUAGUCUAGCCCUUUACUUUUAUCUCCCAGGGGGCUUCAGAUCUGUGCUGUCAGAGGUGUUUGCAUACCCACAAAUCUCUACUCCUAUAAACACACACACACACACACACACUUGUGGGUAUGCAAACCUACAUACACUUCUACCCUGCACUGUCUCAUCACUGAAGUUCUGGCGUACACCUGCCAAAUGCCGGAACUUUACUAAUGAAACAAACAAAGGCACAAUCGCGGCCAUAAAGUGGAACAUACCACUAGCAAUUCAGGACACGGAGAGCCAUACUGAGGUAAGUAGCUGUGGGGGAUUGUACUUUGAGACCAAUGCCCUAAAGGAUAGGACUCCCUCUAAUCCAGCUCUAACUCCCUCUAAGCAAUAAGCACAACUGUAGUUGUGACCUUAUUCUAAAACACCCUGACUUCAAAAUAAAUCCGUGCACUAGGGGCAUUUUGUUGGUAUUUUAACCCCUUAAGGACACAAUUUCUGUAGUUAAAGGGAAUCAUGAUGGAAUAUUUCCGUCAUGUGUCAUUAAGGGGAUAAGGUCAAUAAAAGAAUUAAUAGCACCCCAUGUCUGACCCCCUCCUUUAAAAUCUGCCGCGUUAUUUAGAUUUUAUGGUAAAUUAUUUCCCUGCAACCUAAAUGGGGCAUGACAGGCUUGUAUGUGUGUAAAUGGCUAAUUUUAGAUAAACACAGAAGAGAACAAUUCUCCAGCCCUUAUUCUUCCAGCUUGGCUAUUAAGGCUUAAAAAGUGCAUUCCUUUGGUUGGUUCACAUUGUAUAAAUGUCCAGUUUUAAAAAUAUCAAUCGAGAUGUUGGCAGGAGGCUUAAAGGUAUAGCUUGCUUAAAAAUAUCACAAGAUACAAUCUUUAUAAUGCCCUAAACACUGUUUUGGAAAUUUACUGAAGUGCCAACUCGUAUGCACUCUUUAUAUGCUUGACAAAAGGCAGAGCUACUUCUGUCAAACAUUGUCAAGCCCUCAGUAAUUCUAAUGGAGGCUCUUGUGAGAUACUCCAUUGACAUCAGUAUUGCACCCUUCACUUGUGCUUGUGCUGAUGUCCGCCGCCGAUAGAUGUGGCACCAGAAGCUAUAGAGGACCUCGAGAAAGAAGAUGGUCAUAGCCAAUGAUGGACAGGUUCAGGUAAGUAAAAACUCCCAUCCCCUGCAUCUCAGGGCCACCUCACUUGAAGAGGAGGAUUUAGUGGUCUCCUCAAAAUAUGCAGAAAUCCCAGGUUACAGAUUCGCUUUUAAAAAAAACUAAUUUUUUUUUUAAAUGCUGUUAUCAGCACCAAUGUUAGUAAAGUAUGGGGGUUUAGGUUUGGUCCCUUAGGGACCAUUGUAACUUAUUAUAAAGCUUGUAUUUUAAAGUUUUGUGUCUGCAUCUCUGACCUUCAUAGUCGUCCCUGUUUUACUUUAGCAGUCGAGUUCAUUUCUGAUUAUCUCUGUUGAGCUGUUACAAGGUUUGGGUGCCAAGAUUGUGUCAUGUUGGCUUUAUUAAAAGUUCAUAACUUAUCUAGUGUACAGACUGAUUAGAUUUGUAGCUUUUGUUUGCUGAACAAUUUCAAUACACCGUAAAAAGGGUAGCAAAAGUGUUAACAAAAUGGGUGUUUGAAGAAGCUUGAUAUUUCAAGAAUAAUACACAGUUUAUUAAAGUAAUUUGCUACUUUGUUACUUGACGGAGAUACAAAAAGGUGUAUACUUAUAAAUGUCUAAGUUGCAAAACCAUUCUCAGCAUUGUUGGUGAGGUGCCACACAUUUCUUGAGGUGUCACGAAAUGUUUACUUGUAGAAUACUUGCCCCUGGACAUCACUGUCUCUUUUAAAAAGUUGCCCUAAAGCAAACUUGUGAUUUGCACAAACAGAUACAGAUACUUGGAUUCUGAAUGCCGAGGGAUUUGUUAAAGGGGAUAGUUUUAGGCUACUGCAAUUAAAUAAACCAAAACCAAAAACCCUAUUGUUUUGCAGCCUCUUGUUAUGCCCAUGACCUGUCAGUCAUUCCACGAUGUUUUAUGACCGCAUGCUGAGCAUGUUCUACUGCCAAGCCCAGGAACAUAUUAUAGAAAAUGUAACCGUAAUGUAAUUAAGUUCCCAUAAUUAGAAAACCAGAAUGCCAGUGAUUACAUCCUUAUUGUCAUGACUAGAGCAAUAGAUGGCACAGAAUGUGAGUAGCACGGUCGCAUAAAACUGUGGGAACCCCCAUAAAUAAGUGGGUUGGCAUGCACCAUAACUGACUUAUUUGGUCUAUGCAGUAUGGUUUAUUCUGGGCUUAUAAUAUCAAGUCCUUCACUACUAGUAAAGUCUUAAAUACUUGACAUUGCAAAUCUGGCGAGUCUAUGGCACAGUCACCAGGGCUGAAUUACUUCUGACCAUAGGUUGGGGGCAAAUGGAAAUUUUAAGCACUUAUUUUUGAAUAUAUCCCUGUGCUUAAAGGAACACUAUAUUAGAAAUACAAGCCAGUUUUUCUAAUGCCAUAGCGUCCUGCUCGAUGUCAUUGAGAAACCUUGCUGUGCCAAUCAAAUGGACUAUGAGACCAUCUGUUUAAAAUAGCCAAGUUUCAGGAUGAGUGCCUCAGAAGGCAGGUUAUCCCUGCAAUGAAAAAUAUUUUACAACUGAUGGGUUAAAAUGAGCAGGGCAUAGGACCCAGACAACUUCAUUAAGAUUCCAGGACAAGUUUGCAAGUUCUUACAGAGCUUGGAGUGCCCUCUUUGAAGUGCCAGAAUGCAUCUACAACCCACUGUAGCGGAGAGCUAAUAUUUCAUAGCCUAUCUCCACUUUAGAUCCCAGUGAGGCUCAGGAACAAGCAAUUAUAAAUCCAUAGGGCAAAGUAUCCAGCAGGCAAAUUAAUACAGCAGUAUCCCAACAGCACUCCCAAUAACUGGACGACACACAGUAUCAGGAGCAGAACUAAAGAUUUAUUCACACAGUGGCUUUAUAAAGCAUGCUCCCAUGCAAGGGAGGGAUUUCCAUUCAUUAGUACAGUAGCCAAUCCUUUUCUGGUAACCUCCCACACAUCUCCUCCCCUCAGCCUGCAUCAUAAUCCCCUUAUCCAGGACACCAAUUCCCCCCCGUUUCUGGAUGUACCCCUAAACCUAGGGGUACCGCUUUAAAUGAUACAUCCCCUGGUAGCCCUGAUCUGGGUGAACAACAUAUCCAAAAAUCACCCAGAUUAGACCAGGGGUUCAGGAAAUUUAUGGAGGGAAUAAAAUGACCGACCGCGCUGAAGAGAAUAGCCGAAUUGGGUUCCAUGCGAUGGGGCCCUGUGGUCGGUCCUGGAAAAAGGGAACAAAUUGCACAAAAGCCUCCAGUUACAGAGACUAGGGAGGGUUCGCCUGAAUCCCCUCGUUCGGUUGUUUCUGUCUACCGAACGAGGGGCCGUUCGGUAGUUUGGAACCGAACGGACUGGUCUUGUGGAGGUCUCAGCGGUGUUUGCCUAGUCGGUAGUUUCAUUCCCUUAUUUGUUAGAAUGAUUCUACAGAACAAUCAGACGAAUACAAUACAUUUAUACACAUAUAACCUGCCAUUUAGACGAAUGCAGUUAAAACCUAUGCAAUUCUCAGGACAGCCCAGUGCCAUCCGCUACACCCACUAAUAUAUUUUAUUAACAUAGAUACAUGUUUUAUUUGAUAGACAUCCUUUUUGCCCUGUUAUCUGUGAAUGGUCUCACAUACAAUAACAAACCUAUUGUGAAAGGAAUUCAUUUUAUUACUUCAGAAAAUGUGAAACGUGAGGCUGUGCUAUGUUACGGCCUGAAAAUAGUCACUUUAUCGGGUAAAUGGAGUCGACUUGGCUAAAAGACUGUUGAGGGGGAAAAGAAAGGUACUAAAAUGGUAGAUUUACAUUUACAAAUUGUUAAUUUGGUUAUAGGGCUGUCACUCUGCAGAUUCUCCCUCUGUGAAUAUUGCUAGUUUUUCUUCCAGUCACUCAAGCUUCCCAUGCCAUCUAGAAUUAAUUUGCAUAGACUUGACAAUUUAAUGUCAAGUAAUACUCCAGUACUGGCCAUGUUGCGUGAGUUGGAUAAGACUUGAUACAAAUCAUAUUAUCUUGUGUUAGAAUACGCGCAUCAGCCUUAAAUUUGAGGAUUCCGUGCCGCCUCUGUCAUGUUGAGCAUGGCACACUUUGUAACAUCCAAUUUGGAGGCUCCAAGUACAGGACAUGAUGCACGUCAUUGGUCUCAUGGGUUUGCAGAGUUUUCAUGGUCAUAUCACGCCGACUACAGGAGUUAGAACCCUGGAAUACUAAGUCUGUUUCUAGUUUGUCAUGUCAUUGUUUUGUGGGGUAAAGUCUUAUGGCUGAACUGGUGUGCAGAUCCUUGUUUAACAUUGUAUUAAAUAUAUACAACACCCAAUAUUCUAUACUUCCCUCUUCUGUGGGAUCUUUGCCCUGUUGUGGUUUCUAUUGUCUAAGAGUGCUCUCUGACAUAUUGGUGUUCUUCUUACUAACUCUUCUUCGUAUAGACUAUUUGGCUUUUCUAGUACCCACGACACUGGCUUGUUUAAUUGUAUUCUGUGUAUUUCUGGAAUCGUUACUUUCUGACACUGUAUUUUCGCAUAUCUUGUACACACGAACGUCCGGUGGAUGUAUUUUGCUCUUUCUGUUACUUUAUACUAGUGGCUUCCCUAUUCUGUGUGUUUGUGUUACCCCAUCAUGACCUGUGUGUGUCUGUAUCACAGAAUAAGUUGUUUUGGCUAUGUGCUCUCUAACUUUUAUAUUUUUAUUUUUUUUUUUUACAACCUCCUUAGAGAAUGCCUACAUAAACCUUUAAAAAAAAAAUAAAAAAAAAAUAAAGAAUUUUAUGCUUAAGCGAGUGUAAUUCCUCAAUAGUUUAUUUUAUUUCCUCUCCACAAACUAUAUUUAACUCGCUCACCUAAAACCAUACCUAGCCAGAAAAGAAAAUCUAAAAAUACAAAGUAAAAAUGAUUUGCACGUUCCUGUUAAACUGGAGUAUAUUCUUGUAACCCUGUCUUGAAGACUGUAACCUGUAAAAAUAUUAUUUGAGGCCUUCGAUAAUUGCGGCUGAGGCCACGGCAGCCUCAGAUGCUCUCUUGUGUGUUAGAACAUAGAGAAACGAGGAGAAAUUGGAGGGUUGAAUGUGUUUUUAAAGGAAGCACGGGAAGACACCACCCAAAAAAGCAACAUGACCCACACAAUAUAGCAGAGCAGCUCAUUUUCACUGAUUUGUAGACACUAGAAUUUUUUGUAAUGUUUAGUUUUACAUCUAAAAAUGGGUAACUUUUUGACCAAAUUCCAUUUUGUGAGGGUGAUUUUAUUUACCACUGUUCUAUGUUUUUAAUCCAGUUUUAGAAUGUGUUUGUUUUUGACGUACAGAAACUUAAAGCCUACUAUUCUGAAUGCCUAGUAAAGGGCACCAGGUACCCCCAUAUGUUAGGUUACUGAUUGUAAUGCUGGAUGUGGUGUGUUUAUUAUUUUUUUUAUUUUUUUAUUUUGUAAAAUCUUAAUUUACAUUUAAUUAUUCAUAAUAUAACCAACACAAUAACAUAAACUCAUUUCACCAUCUCCCAAUAUCAAUCUCUCUCUCUCUUUACACAGUGGAUUAUGAUUGCAAUGUUUUACUAAAUUAACUGUACCUAUAUAAGACAAGACUGCCCUAAGCAUCUAUUUAAUGCCUUAUGUUGGAUGUAGAAACUAUGCUGAAAGGGAUACUAUGGUCACCAAAAUAACUUUCGCUUACUAAAGCAGUUUUGGUGUAUAGAUUAUGCCCCUGCCGUUUCACUGCUCAAUUCUCUGCCAGUUAGGUGUUUAAUCACUUUGCUUCUGUCUAUUCAGCCUGAGCUACAACUCCCCUGUCUGACACAAUCUCCAUGAAGACAAAAUGGUUUAAUUUUUAAUCAGAUAUCUUUUACUGUAAAUUGAACAUUAAUCACAUACAGGAGGCUCCUGCAGGGUCUAAAAAGCUAUUAAACGAGCAGGAGAUAUGAAAUUCUAAAAUUAACAUAAUUUACAAUAAAGUAAAUGUAAACAUUAGAUUACUCUUUACGGGAAGUGUUUAGGAAGGCUGUGCAAGUCACGUGCAGGGAGGUGUGACUGGGCUUUAUAAACAAAGUGAAUUAACUCCUAAAUGGCAGGGAAUUGAGCAGUGAGACUACAAGGGCAUGUUCUGUACACCAAAACUGUUUCAUUAAAAUACACCCGUUUUGGUGACCCUUUAAUCUCUUUAUCCUACCAUAUUUGUAUGGCAAAUUUUCACUAGACCAGUGGUUUCCAAACCCCUUCCGGUACAGGAUUUACCCAGUUGUGUCCAAGGUGUUUUUAGAAGAAGAAAAAGAAAAAAACCUUUUUAGACCCAACUGGAUAAUCCCUAAAUCCUGGACCUGUAGGUGUGCCUUUUGAGGACUAGUUUGGAAACCACUGCACUAGACAAAUCUCCUCCGUUCCUGACAGACUCCUUAACGGAUCGUGGCUGAGUUGCAUGCAUGGGCAAUUCUGCCUGACCACUUCAGUCAACAAAGUGUGAAUGGUGCAGCACCCCUAGUGCCGCUGUCACCUGCAAACGCAUCAUUUCUGUUUAUACUUUGACGAAUGGAACUGCUACCAAGGUUCUAUUGAAUAGGAAGCGAACCUCCUGAUUGGCUAAACCGAUUUUUCGGCCUAGGAGACCAUUGCAGAAGCAUUUAAAGAUAAGUUUAUGUAUAUGUUUUAUAUCUGAAUGCAUUAAAACAAAAGGUCACUUCCAGCUUGAGAUCGUCAUUUAAAAAAAGCUCCAUUAGCCCACGCAUGGUGUCCCUUUUGGUGCAAAUAGAGCUAAUUAAGCCAUGACUGCUCUACAGCAGGACUUUGGCGAAGUUAUAGUUCAGAUUAUUACUGCUUCCAUUCCCAUAAACUUGACUGUGCAGGGAAUUAUUGGAUAUGUUCAUCAGUCCCCGUGAAAAAUAUGGGAGUGCCAGGUCUGGCCGAGACACAUCUUUGACCACUCACUGUAGAAACUACAAAUCCUGGGUAUCUGCAUCAAAUGUGGAAACUUCAAUUGUAUGUAUGUUUUUUUGUUUUUGUUUUUUGUUUUGUUUCUUUAGUUGGAAUAUCUUCUAUAUAUCUUCUAUCCAUUAGAGAAUGGGUUUAUUGCUGGCUUUGAAAGACCCAGGUGAGUCUGGUCGUAUGCUUUCUGGAGUGUUUCUUUCAGUGCUCGAUAUCUGGAUACCAUUCUUGAAUGUUUGAUUUCCAGUAGUGUUUUUAAUUUAAGCAGAACCAUUUCUUGGAUUACUGGUUUGAAAAUGGGUUUACAUUGAGUGUACUAUGUAAUGAAAUUAUGGAUUCUGACAAAGGGGAAAUUCCCUGGUAGUAUUCAAUAGUUGAAAAGGAUAGUUGGUAUCUAUGCAAAAGAAGAGAUGCCUGGCUCUGUUUAUGUAAUGGUCCAGCCUAUGGCAUUUUAGUUGCCCUUGGGUUCAACUCUGAUCAGUGAAUGGAUUUUUUUUUCUGUACCUUUGACAUUUGUAUAGCUAAACCCUGAAUUUGAACCAUCUCCUCUAUGCAGCUCCAAGUGCUUUAGUAGGCAAGCCAUUUCAACUUGCAGACUGAUCCUCUAUCAGUAAAGUGAACUUGGACUCAGUAUGGUCAUUUUAAGCAGGAGGAAUAGGUUAAACUCGUAAAUUUCUACUGAUGUAUAUUGAGCUGUUCAUGGGUUUUAUGUACCACAUAAACGGAGCCAGCUCUGUGCCUUUCAUAAUUGUCUAAACUGCUCUCCUCAUUGAUAUUUUUUAUUUUAUUUUUUUAGUUUUUCUGUUAGGUAAAUAGUAAUCUGACUUUCUAAAGUGUGUGUAUAAUAUAUUUACCAGGGCUCAAAAGUUAAACUAGCCAUUGGUGAGUAAAAAAAUAAAUAAAAAAAUUAGGCUUUGUGAGUAUAAAUUUACCCUGGUGUAAAUGAUGCAGUUUGGCAAAGCCUUCCAAUUUUGAAACGAACAAAAGCUAAAUUGAGUAUCUCACCUGUAUCCUUAACCUUAAUCACAAUUGUGCAAACAUUGAGCCAUAUAUUUAAGCUAUAAUCCAUGUUAGUGAAUACAGAGCAUUACCCCUAAUUUUUCACUGACUGUUAUUACCAUCUGCACUUAUGUACAUCAUUGACAUUAGACCGCCCAGAACAAGAGUUGCUGGACUGACAAAGUCAUAUGUGCUGGGGGUGUAACUAGCCCCUGGCACAUAAGCUAGUAUAUAUCUGGAUGUACAGAAAAGCUGCACAUCCAGAUUCCUACUAUGAUAACCACUACUAAUCAAUGAAGUGGUCAUUGUGGCUGGAAUAACGCUUUAAGUAAACGUUAGCAAUUUCACAUCAAUCCAUGAGUCGAGCAAUGUCUUGGUCUGUCUGGAAUGCCUCUCAGCAGACAAUUGCCAGACUCUGCUUGGUUACCUGAACAAAAAAACCACAUUUUGCCAAUUUUCAAUACAAUAUACUGUAGAUGUAGGACCUCCUCCCUUAUUACACUAAGACAUAAGUCUGUGAUUCUGUUAAAAAAAAAUAAAAAAAAAAUUAAAGUAUUUGGAGCUUUUUAGAAAGGACACCGGUCCCCAUUUUAUAUUCCCCCUCCCCAUCUCUUCCCCUUGUACACUGAUCAAAUGCUCACUAACUUUGGGGAAAUAUAUUAAAUAUGGAAAAAAAAAUAUCUCUAUGUAUGUUUCCAGAUCCUACCAGUGUAGGAGAGAUGUGGCUAAAUUGCAAAGAAAUUGGAUGCACGUUAUUAGCAUGUUGGUGUGAAACAUGUUAAAGGGACAGUCCAAGCAAAAGAAAUACAAAUCUAAUUUGGCCAGACACCAGAGAGAAUUAGAAAAAAAAUAAAUCUAUUUUACUUCCUUGCUUCCUGAUUUCUUGAACAUUGUGGCCAAUCACAGUGAUAGGGUUGUUGGGCUGUGCCGAACUAAUGCACCCUAUCGGACAAGCUGAAUCAAAUCCUGGAGACUGAAAAGUCCCAACACUUCCUAAAUAUGAAUUUGAUUAAUAUGUACAGUAUAAGUGUUCCUGAAGGUACUGAGUGUCCUAUUCUGUCUUGCAUGUAAAAUAUAUAGAAAUCUAGACACAGGGAGAGACCGAGAGAUAGAAUUAUAAAAUAUUCAUACGGUCUUACUCUUGCUGGCACCCAUUGCAAUACUAAUGGAAUGUUAAUGAGAACUAACAGGUUGGGGAUCAUUGAAGCAUACUGUCCACUUUACAUGAAUCCACUGUGCUAUUGGCCUUUUUAGUGGCACUUGUGCUAUGAAAUGGAGAGCAGUGCACUUGUUUUGAGUCAAGGAGGGGGAAUGGGGCAAUCCAGCUGCUGGCAGCUCCUCAACAAGAUUUAUUGCUGGCAGUGUUCAUUUUCCAGCAGCUGUUUCAGAGCAAGGUCCCUUACUUUGUGUAACUGCCCGGGCUUGUCACGCACACGUGCAAUAAGAAGAGAAAACCUACACAGAUCUGAUUACUCGCCCAUGCCAAGGAAAUGUAUUUAGAUACUCUUACUUAAAUUUCCUUGCAAGCUCUUAGCUUGGCUGUGAGAGGAGACUGCGGAGUGGGUAGUACGUGCUUGUGUGUAUGUCGUUUUAUUUUUGUAAAUUUUUCUGUGAAAGAACAAACACAUUUUUACGGUUAAUUCUUUACCACAAUUAAGUUUGGUGCCAAAGGUACAUAUGAAUUAUAUCCAUGUGUGAAUGAUCAGUUUAUAUUUCAAAUUGCUGUUUUUUUUUUUUUUUAUAAUUUAGUUUUGUUUAAUUGUAAUAAAAAUACAUAAUCUACUUCAAGAUGGUGCUGCUUUAUUCGUUUUUUUAGUGUAAUAGUAAAUCACAUGUUUAUACUAUUCAUUCUGUUUGGACCGUCUCAUAGUUUUCUACACGGGAGCUUAAAUAGUUGAUGCUGUGCGCAUGCUUUCAUGCAGUUAGCACCAUAUAUUAAACAAAGCCAUACGCAAGAUGUGUGUGUGUGUUUGUAAUUUUAUUUAAUGAAUGUAAGCUAAUUCAGCUGUCUAUGCCAAAAGCUGGGUGAUGGAUCCUACAAAUCCUUGCAAUUUGGGCUGAGAGUUUUCAGUCACUUCUUGGUUUGGUCAGAGGUUGCUGUAGAACCUAGGGAUUUGCAGCAAUUUCACAAACCUUAAUGUGUACUGUCCCCUCCCUCUCACCCCAAAGCAAAGUAAUAAAUAAAUUAUAUAGUUUUAUUUAGUUUUUUUACGGAAGACAUCCUUUGAUCUCUGCCUGACUUGCUUUGCCUUUGCACUCGCUGGUAGCAUCACAGAAAGUCCUUUCCGAAAGCCUCAGAUUGAUUUUCACUAUCAACCACUUAACCACGACAUUAAUUUCCUGAAUUACUGCACGUUCAUAACCUGAAGUGAGUAUUGUAGCAGUGGGGAGAUUACUACCUACUCCUGCAUGUGAAUGAUCAAUGGCUUUUCACGUUCUGCUUGUGCUCAGAUGCAGAACCAGUUGCAGUAUAGGGUAUUGAGAGAGAAGAGUUUCGCUGUGCUUUUUAUUUUUUUUUAUUUUUUUAUAUUCAUGUAACCCCUUACCCCCCCCUUUUUUUUUUUUUGAAUUGCUUUCUCAUUUCUCAACUUUCAAAAUGUUUCCACUAUUCAUCACAAAACUUUAGCUGAAUGAAUCUCUCUUGCCAGCAGCUAAGAGUCACAUGAAAUUUGUGCCUGAUUUAACCCCGGCCGCUGGUUUGAUCAGGUCCUUUAGGACAUCAGACGAGGGCUUCGGCCAAUUAUCUGUGGCCUUUGCCUCUGUUUGUAAUAAAAGGAACCUCUGAGCUACGCAUGGUUUGGAUUUUCCUCAAGUGGCAACAUGUCAUCAACCUUUAACAAGAGAGAGAGCAUUUUAUUGGAAAGAUUUAAAUAUUGCUCUUAUCACAGUAUUUCUGGACUCCUUAAAGAAUCACGUGUGCUUGUUAUUGAUAUAAUAGUGCAGCUAUAAAUAAAUCAAUUCAGACCCUAGUUACUGUUUGGCCUCAUUCAUAUUUAUAUUCUACUCUUUAUUUAAAAAAAAAUAAAAAAUUAAAAUCUGUUUCUUUAACAUCAAUCUUACUUAAAUAAUUUCCACUUCAAACUACUCUUGAAUGAAAGAUGCAGCAAACUGACAUCCACGAAAUGUAAAUGUAAUGUUCUCUCCUUAUAUUUUUUUUAUAAAAAGGAUCUGUCUCUAGCUUUGGCCUUUUUUUGCACUUUAGCGUGGUUUAUUUUUCUCCCCCUUCAUUGCCCAGGAUCUGGCUUUUCGUCUGACUAGUCAUUCUUAAUACUCACUCUUUAUUAUUUUUUUUAAUUUUUUCUGUUGCCGUGAGUUUCCUAUUGGUUCAGUGGAGGCUCUAUCCCUUUGUUUUAAUUGCUUUCCCAUAAUUUUUAAGCUGCUUCCUCAAUCUCCAGAAAAAUAAAAUGACAUCUUACACUCCUGCCACUGUCUAGGACUCCUUCCCCCAUAACAUCCUACUCCCCAGUCCAUUCACUGUGUUUUCAAUAUAUGCACUUUUUCUGAUGGAGUACAAAUAGACCCUUAUUUUGGUGAUUUGACAUAUCCUUUUUGUUUUAAGAUCCAUUAUCUGAGCACGAUUCUAAAAUAACUCUCUGGAAGCUCCACGUGCACACGGCACCGCAAGAUUAGUGUUAAACAAUAGUGGUUUGGGUAUUAGAGUGUUCAGGUUUAAGAAGAAAUUUACUUUUGGUUUGUUUAGAAAGGUCUAAGAAUACUGACCCUUUUUAUUUUUUAUUUUUUUUCUGUCUAGCAGCUGCCAGAUAUCCCAUUGAGCCUCACAACAUGAGUCCAGAAAUCUGGAUUGCCCACGAGCUUCGUCGGAUCGGAGAUGAGUUCAACGCAUCAUUCGGUCCAAGAAGGGUAAGAAAAUAAUAUGUAGUUCUUGUAUCCUCUGGUGUAAGGUACACGUGCAGGAUUUUAAGUUAGCCAAAGGAGUAGGCCUCACAAAGGGUGGCAUGUCCUUAACAAAUCUUCAAAUAUUUCCUGUAAGCCACAGUUUAUUUAUUUAUUUUUAUUUUAUUUUUUUUGAGAAAAUGCAAUGUUUACAUUACAGCCUAGGGAUACCUCCACUGGCCACUCCACUGUUUGCUACUAGAGGUGCUUCAGUGUGCAGCACUGCCAUUCAGUGUCUACACCAUCUGCAUGGAGUCACUGAACUUUCCUCAUAGAGAUGCAUUGAUUCAAUUCAUCUACAUGAGGAGAUGAUGAUUGGCUAUAGCGUUGUUUGGCUCCGCCCCGGCCUGCCUCCUUGGCUGAGAAAAUCAGAACUGACAAUCUCAGCCAAUACAAUACUUUCCUAUGAGAAAGAGAUAAUCACCAAACAGGCAGAUUAGUGUCAGAGCCAGCAGCAGCAGACUGGAAUAAAGGCAAGAGUUUACUAUAUUUAGGGGGGCCAGGUGGGCUAGAUAGUGUUUUUAACACUAUAGGGUCAGGAAUACAUGUUUGUGUUCCUGACCCUGUUGUAAGUGUCGGAACUGCAGGGGUCACAGCUGUGACAGUCACUCCAGGGGGCCCUGCGUACCCCUGCAACUAGGUGCCCGCUGCCGUGUGUUGCGGCCAGGGCCAGACUAUCUCCUUUUUAAAUCUAUAUGCCGAAAUCUGCUCCAAGAUCAUCUUUCAAAAGCACAACUUAUUUUAGUUUUCUUACUGUAAUCCUGUUGGUUUGUUUGUUUUUAUAUAACUAGUCAUAAGACAUCCGUAAUGAACACCAGAACACUCGCAUGAUAAAAUACAAACACAGGCCCUCUUGUUGCUCCAAUAACUGGCAUUGCCACUAACCUACAUACACAGAACAUCCCAAGAACAUAGUGGCACUGAUCAUGCAGAAGUGCUACAGGGGUGCCUCACCCCAAUGCAUACUUCAUUAGCGAUCACCGGGAUGAAUAAAAGGAAACUGACACAAACUUAGAGGUGGAAGUUCCUUUCUAAUACUCCACUACUACUUCUUGUUGCAACUAAAACAUAUGUUCACACAAAAACAUAUGAUACCGCACUCAACUGAUUUGAUAUAAGUAGUUCUGCUAUUUAAUAAACUAUUAGUUUUUUCAAAAAUGAUAUUUUUAAUUUGAUGUAUACGGGAAAAAAAAUGCUUCAACAAUUGGCUUUCUGCAUAUAAUCUAUCCUAUUACAACCAAUAAUACACCAUACGUGAAUAAAUCAACCCCUACAGAGUCCGACUUAAUUAGUGGUGAUAGUGCUUAACUGCACUAUAUAUUUGAGAGCCCAGGUUGUUAUCUGGAAGAUUUCUUGAAAAAAAACUAUAUAAGGAAAAAGAAAAAAAUGAAAACCAUAAUAACAGUGAAAAAAUAAUGUAUUUACAGUCCCAGUGUGUACACACUAUGAUAUUUGGGUGGAUCUCACCAAUAUUUCCGUAGGUGCAGGUCCUGUUGUAGUUAAAGCUGUUUGUCUAAGUUCAUAUGAAGGCAACUCCUUGUGAGAUGAUACAAAUAACCGGUGCUAGAUUUGGCCUGUUCUCAAAACAAGAUAUCUCCCAGGAUCUGUAUGAGGUCUCUCCAGUGUCGGUGGAGUGCUGGGCGUCUCUCUGGUGUCGGUGGGGUGCUAGGCUGCGCGCUAGGGAUUUUAAUACCUUUUUUUUUUUUUUUUUUUAACCAGUGCAAAUUAUCAGUUGGUUUAUUUAGAGAUUUGUCCUUGGUCCCUUUACCCACCACUCCAGAAAAUCGUUCCACUUAUAUAAACUGCCACCCAAGCUGUAUUUACGAUAUGAAUUCCGUGAAUAAAACUAUACAUUGUGAAAGCAGAGCUAAUUAACAUGUAUGAAUGAAGUAAAGAAAUGGUUUCUAAAUGGGUUCUUUGUUUUUUUGUUUUUUUUAUCAUGGUGCUAGUUACUGAUAAUAAAUGGUUAUGUCAUAAGAAUUAAGAGCCUACUAUGAAACAAAUUUUGAUGUCCCUGAGGCGGAAUUUGUAAAGGAAGUUUAAUAUGUACUGUCGUCAGUAAGCGUUGCAUUCAGAUGAGUGCCACUUAUUAAAGGGACACUAUAGUCACCAAAACAACUACAGCUUAUUGAAUUUGUUCUAGUGAGUAGAAUCAUUACCUUCAGGCUUUUUGCUGUAAACACUGUCUUUUCAUAGAAAAUGCAGGGUUUGCAUUACAGCCUAGUGAUAACUUCAUUGGCCACUCCUCAGAUGGCUGUUAGAGAUCCUUCCUGGGUCAUGGCUGCCUAAAAUGCAUCCAAACAUUCCGUGUCUCCUCCAUCUGCAUGCAGACACUAAACUUUUCCUCAUAGAAAUUAAUUGAUUCAAUUCAUCUCUAUGAGGAGAUGCUGAUUGGCCAGGGCUGUGUUUGAAUUGUGCUGUCUCUAUCCCCUGAUCUGCCUCCUUGUCAGUCUCAGUCAAUCCUAUGGGGAAGCAUUGUGAUUGGAUCAGGCUACCACUUCUGAUGAUGUCAGCAGACAGCUUUUUUUCUUCUGAGGCAAACAGCAUGCAGAUCUACAGCUUCUGGCUUGAAUACAGUAAGAUUUUUCUAUAUUUAUGGAGGUAUGAGGGGCCCAGGGGGGCUAGAUGGUGGUUCUAACACUAUAGGGUCAGGAAUACAUGUUUGUGUUCUUGACCCUAUAGUGAUCCUUUAAAACACCACUGAGAGAUGAGAUGGCACUUUGUGUGCUUGGACCUCGCUAAGUAUCAAAUUACAAGGAAACUCUUCUCUUUGCUAGUUGUAUUUGGUUUUUCACUAUUUAUCAGGGUUUUACAGUUUGAUUGCACAAGUAGGGCAACCUGCUUCGUUAUGAAAGGUUGUGUGAAGCGGCAAUGUGAAGGGGUGAAUUUCUGCUCUCAUUAGGCUUAAAGGAAAUUGGCUUUUUUGAGCCCUGUUUAUACAAUCUAAAUUAUGGAUUGAUAAACACACUCACUUGUAUUGGGUGAAACAUGCCUGGACAAAUCCCAGUGUAAUACAAAAGCCCUGACAAUUAACAUACAGUUUCAAUGUCUUUGAAUGUGGUUCUUGUUUACCUGUGUAGAAUUAAAAAUCACUUGGCAUUCCUGGUCCUGUCCUUUCUAUAGCAACUUAUGUAUGAGUAGUUUCAGGCAGUUCUAAAAGUAGAGCAAUCACCAGAGAAAUGCUGCUGGUUUCCAUAGUGAUUGCUCCAUUUCAUUCAAAACAUUAUUUUUAUAUGUACGGUCAGUGAGAACGGCUCUCCAAAUGUACCUGGUAAAACUUGUAGAAUUGUCUGCAAAGUAAAUUCAGCUUUUCCCUACCCAGUUAUUAAUGUGUUGACCAGGAUGUAUAAAAGGAACAUUUGCUGAUGAUCCGUAUUCAUCUUCUUAAAGCACCCUGAGGCCUUUGUCCAUAAAAUCAGACCGUGUCUUUGUUCCGACGAGUCUUUAUUUCACAAUCUCCACCACACCAUGCAGUGGGAGCAUGUAGGCCUGCUGGAGCCUUCCAUUGCUUUCCGUGGUGAUUGUACCAACUUAUAAAUAACUCCCACUCUUCAUUUUAAAAACUUUAAGUCGCUUAUUUUAGCAAUUGGUGUAACAUUUUGCAACGUUCACAUAGAACUUCCUCUUUGCUAUGAACUUUGUUCUCACAUCAAAUGCAUAUUGUUUUUUUAAAGAUGGUUUAUUGUCACUUCCUUUUAUGAAACUCAGAAAGCUAGCAUGACGUGUUUGCUUUACAUCACAAGGCAAGGCUAGUUACUAUAACGCUAUGUACACAACACUGAAUUCUUUUUAUUUCUUUAUUUUUCCCCCUUCUAAAUGUAAACAUGUCUGCAGCCAUUCACAAACCACAAGAAUACAGCUCUCCUGCUUGUGUUUUAGAUUGACACAAACUUUCUUUUUUUUGAAAUAAGGUAGCUUCAUUUCAGGGAGCUAUGUAUGAAGCGACAUUUGGAGAAUGGUUCUUUAUUAACUUCCUCUGCUUUAUUUGAUUUCUAAUACUUUUUAUGUCUUUUUGAAGCUUACUUCACCAUUUAUUUUAUUUAUUUAAAUCACCACAAUAAUGGCUCGCUGUAGAGAUUAUAAGGCUGAGUCUGAGGAUCAUAUUCUUGGUUAAAGGGACACUAUGGUCACCAGAACAACUACAACUUAAUGUAGUUGUUCUGGUGAGUAUAAUAGCUCCUUUCAGGCAUUUUAAUGUAAACACUGCCUUUUCCUAGAAAAGGCAAUGUUUACAUUGCCCCUAGGGACACCUCCAAGUGGCCACUCCUUGAUUCAAUGCAUCUCUAUGAGGAGGUCCUGAUUUGCCCCCGACCCGUGCUGAUUUUAGCCAAUCCAAUGCUUUCCCAUUGGAUUGGCUAAAAAUCAGCCAGCGCCGGCGGACCCGCACUUUGCUGGAAAUAAGGUGAGUUUUAAACCAGGGGUUCUCAACGUUAGUCCUCAGGACCCCCUACCAGUCCAGGGUUUAGGGAUUACCUGGGUGUGUCUAAGGUGUUUAGAAAAAAAAACACAUUAGAGUCUAAGGUGGUUUUUUCCCCCUCUUUCUAAACACCUGAGACACACCCAGGUAAUCCCCAAAUCCUGGACUGGUAGGGGGUCCUGAGGACUGGGUUGAGAACCCCUGUUUUAAACUUUUAACAGGGGGCUGGGGGGGAAGCCACCCAUAUGGUGGGUUUAGCACUAUAGGGUCAGGAAUACAUGUUUGUGUUCCUGACCCUAUUGUGAUCCUUUAAUGUCAAGCUAGUUUUGGAGCAGUUUGAAAAAUUGGAACCUUUUGACUGUUCCUUCAGCAACACUCUGCAUGAUCAUCUAUGAUUCCAUCCAACCUGGACAGCCUUCAUAGGCUGAGGGCACAAAUAACUCCAAAACUGGUUUGUUGUGUUAGUCAGCUGCUAGGAAUUUGCCAGCGUGUGUACUUGGACAACUGUUCAAUUUAGCUUUUCUGCCUUCAAAAAAAAUAAAUACAUCUGUAUGGGUUAAUAUUAAAACCGAUCUAUCAGCUGCUAGUUUGGGUAAACCCAAGAGACUGCAAGUUCUAUAAAUUAGUUUAUAAUUUAUGACCUACGUUUCCCAAAUAGUGUACCAUAAGCUCAUAUGUCUUGUUAACUGUAGAAAAUGCUUUGCUACAUCUGCAAUAUAUGUUGGUAAUGGAAUUAUUAAUAAUUCAUGUGCUAUGGACAUUAAAAAUUGGACUGAAAUUCAUCUUAAAAGUUGCUUCCCGUAAUAUGUGCUUUGCAAAGUGCACGGUUAUAGAAAGAGCUAUCUUAAUAGUUUCAAUCCUCUUUACUUGUGAAUAUGUAAUUAUACACACCGGCCAGCUUUUAUAGCUCUAUUGUAAUCUAAUGAUUGCACUGUUAUUACUUGGCACAAGAGAGGAUUAACAAAAUUCCCAAGUGAUUGGUUGUGUUUUACGUUAUUGUAAUGACAUCAUGUGGUUCAGAUUGAUGGAUGUGAUUACAUAUAAUCAAUUUGAACAUGUUUUUAGGGUUGAUAUUUCUAACAGACAUAGCAAAUAUACACUUUAAUUGUUAACCAUAUUGCAUUGGUGUUGUAUGACAUUCAUUAAUUGUCCCCGGAGUUCUAUUGUUUGUAUCUUACUAGUACAUUUUAGAACGUUGCUACUUAGAUCAUUGAAUUACACUUCCACCGCUCUCGUUGGCAGGGUGUUUUGUACAACCCCAAUCUUGAACAAUUGCAGUUAGAGCGCUUGUGAAUUUCAAAGCCAGGAGAGGGGAACUGUAUUUCUAGAUCUCUCGUGGGGUCUGAAAGAUGCCCAAACCAUUUUAAAUGGUUAAUAAUUGCUUAUUGACAUGGUAUCUCAGAUCCAUGUGCCAAGUAUAUUUCUUUUCCGGGUCCGUUGGUUUUACCAUCCUUUUUAAAAAGAUAUUUUGUCUUGCUAAGUGACAUUACAGUUGGAUUCUGUCUGUUGGUUUUUGAAUGUACUGUCAACAGUUUGUGUAGAACAUUAAAUGAAAGUAAAAAAAAAAAAAGUUGAUAUUGUAGAACACAGAAUGUAAACUAGUCUUUGAAGAUGGAAAAGUAGCAGUUUGUCAGUUAUGGAUAUCAGUCCUAUAAACAUAUCACUUUUAGUUGUGUUGUUUUUUUUUGUGUUUUUUUUGUUUGUUUGUUUGUUUGUUUUUUUUUUUUUAGGGCUUAUACCAAUGAUUGGUGGCUUUUUGGACUAAUAGCUGGUACCAAUUUUCUGCGAGUGAUGUACCGUACUAACAGGGGGAUGUUGGACGGUCCAAGAAAAGGCAAUGUUUACAUUGCCCCUAGGGACACCUCCAAGUGGCCACUCCUUGAUUCAAUGCAUCUCUAUGAGGAGGUCCUGAUUUGCCCCCGACCCGUGCUGAUUUUAGCCAAUCCAAUGCUUUCCCAUUGGAUUGGCUAAAAAUCAGCCAGCGCCGGCGGACCCGCACUUUGCUGGAAAUAAGGUGAGUUUUAAACCAGGGGUUCUCAACGUUAGUCCUCAGGACCCCCUACCAGUCCAGGGUUUAGGGAUUACCUGGGUGUGUCUAAGGUGUUUAGAAAAAAAACACAUUAGAGUCUAAGGUGGUUUUUUUCCCCUCUUUCUAAACACCUGAGACACACCCAGGUAAUCCCCAAAUCCUGGACUGGUAGGGGGUCCUGAGGACUGGGUUGAGAACCCCUGUUUUAAACUUUUAACAGGGGGCUGGGGGGGGAAGCCACCCAUAUGGUGGGUUUAGCACUAUAGGGUCAGGAAUACAUGUUUGUGUUCCUGACCCUAUUGUGAUCCUUUAAUGUCAAGCUAGUUUUGGAGCAGUUUGAAAAAAUUGGAACCUUUUGACUGUCCCUUCAGCAACACUCUGCAGUUUAGGAUUUAGGAUAAGAUGCAAAACCAGUGAACCACUCAUGGACAGCUGUUUCGUUGUUAAUGCAACUCUUCAGCAUGAGGUUGGUUACUGGUUUGCUUAUGGAGGCUUGGUAGUGCUUGUGAAGCAAGAUCCAAAUAGAUUAUGGUGGGGAAAAAUUGUGAUUAAAACCCCUCUUGCUUCACAAGCACUACCAAGCCUCCAUAAGCAAACCAGUAACCAACCUCAUGCUGAAGAGUUGCAUUAACAACGAAACAGCUGUCCAUGAGUGGUUCACUGGUUUUGCAUCUUAUCCUAAAUUGUGUUCCAAGCAGUUGUAUACUGCAAACACAAAUUAAAAGGAAUCCAUGUUUAAAAUGGAAUGAGGCAAAAAUGUGAUUCUUUGUUAAACUAAUUUGCAUAUGCCCACCCAGAAUCCUUUGCGGUUGUAACAUCACUGCUGAUUUGGGAUUUCUGUGGGAAAAGCAAGUCUUAUGGCUUGACUGAUGUGCAGAUUUUUGUUUAGCAUUGUAUUAAAAAAAAAAAAAAAAAAAAUAUAUAUAUAUAUAUAUAUAUAUAUAUAUAUAUAUAUAUAUAUAUAUAUAUAUAUAUAUAUUUUUUUUUUUUUUUUUAAUCUCCCAAACUGAUAACUGGUCAAUCCUUUAUUAAAGGCAUAUACCAAUUUAAAAACCAAAACCACAACAAGAAAUGCACUACUCUGAAGUCUUCAAUCAUGACUAUUGUCUAAUCACAUAGUUCUGAUAGAGAAAUGCAAGGACACACUGACCAUUCUCUGAAGGAUCAUCCUGCACAGCAUGAUGACAUUGAGCACAGUUAAUACUUCUCAGACAUGGAAGGAUAUAUAGGAGCAUGAUUUUGGAGAAAUGUAAACAUUACCAUUUGACAGAAACGACAGUAUUCUGCAUUGUAAGAUGAUAGAAUCUAUGCACCAAAAUAACUACAUCAAAAAGUAGUGGUGUUUGUAUUUAUUUUUUGGUUGGUUUUUCCCUUUAUCCAACAUUUGUGUUUUAACCUAGACUUUGUUGCUUCAAAUCUUAAAAACAAGAAGAGAUGUUUUACAAGCCGUUUUAGGGUAUCCUCCUGUAAGAAUUCUUCUCCAUAAUUUUCUACUUAUUGGCAGUAUUUUAUUUAUUAAAACUAAAAAUAGUUCUUACGCCUCCACCCCCAUCUCAUUUUUCCCCCUGUGCAUUGUUGUUUUGUCAAAUUGUCCUAGUCCUAGCAGGAGUGUGUCCACUUACUGUUGGUGGAGCCUGGCAGGGUAACAGCUACUGUUUUGACUAUGCUACGGUUCUUGCACAUUGUGUUGGUCAAAUCAUUUAAUGUGUGAAGCCUGAGCUGUAAAACACCUAUUAUGUGUUCAAUAUAUUCAGUUUUAGGAAGUCAGUCCAAGAUUUAAUGGAAAGAAAUCAUGAUUGCUGCCAAAAACCCAUUCUGCUGAGCUAUUCAGAUAGGGUUAUUUGGUUACUCACUGUGUACAUAUUGCUCAGUCUUGGGAGUGUGCUUCAGUUAUGGCUUUUCUAGCAAAGCUUGGCAUGGGCACAGCAGUUUGUGCCAUAUACCACUCCCUGCACAGCUGUUCCCAUUGGCAAAUGUCUCUUCCAUAAACCAUCUAUGAUUGGGCAGGAAAGUGGGUAUCCUAUUUUGAUUGCUGCUGAAUAAAAAUGAGGUCAUCACCCCCUUCUCACAAGAGAUUUCUCAUUCCAUUUUAUCUUCAGAAACCAUUAGACUUGUGCAUGGCCGAAAAAAAAGUAAUUUGGUUGAAUCCAUAUUUAAUUUUUUUUUAUUUAAUUUUGUUCAGGACCUCCGACACUUGUUUAUUUGACUGUUUGGUUUGUCCCAAUAUUCAUGAAAAAUAUUAAAACUAUUUUGACAAACUAAAAAGGACACGGCUCUUUUUAUUUUUAUUUUCUUUACACCUCUGUUGGUCACUUCUAACUUGAACAGGAGGUCCGACUCCUGAAGCAAACAAAUAUGCUAGUCCCUUACACUAGUAGUUUGCUUGGUUAUACGUCCACGUGGGUCUUCAGAGGUUCAACCAAAUCACUAACUCCCCUAAAUUGCAGUGCAUAAGUCUAGAAACCAAUUGUACAUUCAGUAUGCACAUGAAAAGAGGACUCAAGUCUUUCAAACUGAAGAGCUUCAUUGCACGCUUUUGGCAGGUUGGAUAGUGCUGUAGAAGUGGGUAAACUACAUUCAAACAGCCCAGAAUUAAUUCUGUGUUAUAAUUUGUAUUUCAAUGGAGGAAAUGUAGCUCUUUUAUUUAUGGUUUCCUCCUACUGUGGUUUUAAUAAUAAAGAGAAUUGGCUCAUUUUGGUACAACUAGAUUUUGGUAGGAUCAAAUCAGCAAAUAUAUUCAAAUUACCAGCAGUCAAGUGAUUAGAAUUAACGUUCAGUACAUGUACCUGUUCAGUAGAUCAAUUUUCUGUCCAUUUCUUUAAUUCAUGCAGCCAUAAACGGUUCAUAGAAACCAGUGGAAAAACGUCACAUCCAACUAAACUACUCCUUGGCUUAAUCCCAAAUCCAAAUCUGGAGUUUUACGGAUGUGAUUUUCGUAACCCUUGACCUCAAGUGAUUAAACCCAUAACCAUGUUCUUUUUGUACACCUGGAAAAAAGAGCAUUUUGAAACUUUACAAAAGCAAGCACUUCAUGUUUUUUCACUUUUUUUUUUUUUUUUUAAACAUAAAGGAGAUGUUAACUGCUAAAUUGCUUAACAGGCAUCUACACAAUUUUCAGACUGAUUUAAUAAAUUCUGGAAUAGAGAAUCAACAUAAUCACAUAGUUUUAUAAGCAUUUCAACAGCCGGUAGAUUAACUGUCUGGGGUAUUUUCCAAGCAAGCCUUUUAUUCCGUUAAAGGACCACUAUAGGCACUCAGACCACUUCAGCUGAAUAAAGUGGUCUGGGUGCCAGGUCUCUCUAGUUUUAACCCUGCAGCUGAAAACAUAGCAGUUUCAGAGAAACUGCUAUGUUUACACUGAGGGUUAACCCAGCCUCUAGUGGCUGUCUCAUGGACAGCCGCAAGAGGCGCUUCCGCGAUUCUCACUGUGAAAAUCACAAUGAGAAGACGCUGACGUUCAUAGGAAAACAUUGAGUAAUGCUUUCUUAUGGGUGGUUUGAAUGCGUGCGCUGCUCUUGCGCAUUCGGCGGAGGAAAGUUCCCCAGCGCUGGAGAAAGGCAAGUGGUUAAAGUCCAGCAGGAGGGGGGCCGUGGGGGGGGGACCUAAGGACUACCUAGUGCCAGGAAAAUUAGUUUGUUUUCCUGGCACUAUAGUGGUCCUUUAAGCAGUGAAUGAAAAAAAGUUGGACGAUUUAAUGGAAAAAUGUAUAUAUUUUCAUGAUUUGCUUGAUUUAUGCACCUUGCUCCUUGCAUUGUUGGUCUUGUCAAUAAACUGGGUAGAAUUACUUUCUAUGGUUCUUAAAACUGCAAUGCACAUGCAUAGUUUUUCUUUAAUAGAUUUAUUUAUUUUCUGUAUCAAUUACAAAUAACAUUUCACUUUAAAAAUAAAUAAAUAUAUAAAUAUAAAUAUUUUAUAUGUAUGCAUUUGAAAUUGACCCCUUUUUAGGGUUAGGCAAAUAUUAAUUGUUGUGCUAUUAUGUGGUCUUGAGGUUACCAGUCCUGAAGGUGUUAAACAAUAUACUUUAUCAACUGAGAAUUAAAAGGCGUUACUUAUAUCUGGGGAGAUGUAAGCCAUCUGUAUAAAGAUUGGGGCAAGAAAUGGCCAGAAAUACACUGUACUGCUAUACUCCAACACGGAGCUGUAAAACCCAAGAGAUCACUACAGAAUACAUGUAGAAAUCAUAUAUUUAUACCAAGUAAUGGAAAUGAUGGGAAAACAUGCAGUACUACCUCAUUUUUAGCCAGUUAAAAAUUAAAUAAAUUACAAAUUCUAUUUAUAUCUGUUUGAUUUUCCUUGUUAUUUUAGUAAUUGUACAGAAUCUUUGAGAAUGCUAAGACAAAUUUGACACAUCUCUAUUUAAUUGCAGGGAUUCCUUGACAACGGACGCCGGGCACCAGAGCAAGUGGUAAUCCUGCGUGUGCUGCGUUUCCUUAUUCGAUUCAUUUGGAGGAUGCAAUGACUGAUCUUAACAAAUCUCGACCUCUGAAGGAGAAAUGCUACAUCUCUCCAUCAUCCUCAUUCUACUCUUUGCUUGCUUCCAUUUUAUAGCACAUGUGACCAUCAGCAGAUAUAACUAUGCAAUUCACAUGCCUGCACACUUGCUAUGUGGAACUUGGGGAGAAUUCUGCUCUUCCCUGGAACAUUACUCAGGCAUGUUCGAAAAGUGGAAUUUUUUUAAAUUUUUCUUUCAAAAAAAAAAAAAAUUACAAUCCAAGUAUCAAUCCAAUGAUACAUUAAUGAAAUUUUAAAAGAAAAAUCAUUAAUUGAUGUAUUUUAUAGAGUAGACAAAUUUUUAUAUUUUAUGUACAUAAAAAAAGAAAAAGCUUCAUCAAACUUUUUACACAUCUACUGAAAUAUGCAUUUUAUCAUCUGACCUGUGGAAAUUACUGCAAUGGUGAACCAGCGGAGCCGGAGCCACAUAGCUGCCUUACUUUGUACCGAGCAUAAAAUUGUGAUAGGACAUCACAAAUGGAGCUUGUGUUCUUAAGACCAUACAUGACAUGGCUAUCUUGGUGCUUGCUUGUGCUCUUCCAGUUUUACGGGCCUUUUAUGAAAUCAAGGUUUCCCAAACAUUUCUUUAAUGUAAACUUUUAUAUUCUUCCAUAAAGACCUUAAUAAGUGACUUGUCUGGGAUGUGUUCACUUUGGUUCAAUCAUCAUUGGAAGGAUAUAUUACUGGAAACAAUUGUUCCUCAAUACGAUGCAUCCAUGUUGGAAUUUACUGAAUUCUGGGCAGUUUAUAAUUUCAAUUUGCUUAACAAAAAUAAGGCAGUCUUGCUCCAUUCUAGCUUUGUAUCUGGCGUCCUCUCAACAAGGGUGAAAAAAAAUAUGGGCACUUCCUUUUUACCUGUGUUAAUGUGCAAUGUGUUACUUUUUUGGUUUCUUUGGCUUAGCAGUAAGGUGUAAGAUGUAACUGUACAUCACUUUAUCUACACCUUGCUUACAGGUACGAUACAAAAAGUACUUGGACAUACCCGUCUGGGCAGUGAAGGGACCAUAUGUCUGUCUAUAGGACCAACUGUUUCAUGAAUAUUAUAUGGCCCAGCUAUUUUAAAUCAUCAGACAGAGCCUGCAACCAGGUUUCUGUUUGUAAAAGAUGGGCUUGUUAAUCUGGUGGGUGGAUCCUAUAUGUUGCUGGUACUAACUGCAGCCACCACGUUGCAUAUAUGCUCCAGAUACAUAAUGACUUGUUCAGUGUCUAUUUAGAUUGUACACAAAUAGGGAUAUAAAGACAUUCCAUCAUAUUCCCUUUUUCACAAUCAAAUUUGUCCCAACCAAUUAAUUUUUUU